CCGGAACUCGCUGAAGGAUGCUGAGUUUGAUAGACUAGAAAACCGGAAGUAGACAGUAUUCUCCGUCUCGCGGGCCCGUGUGGUAAGAUACGAUUAUUUUGGCGGGAAGAGAUUCAGUGAGGGCCGGUGAGGGCUAUAGUGAGCGUACUGACAGCUCUCUGCGGUACGAGCACACUGGGUUAUAGUCACUACAGCUACCAUUUAUAAUGUCUUAGUGUUAUAUCGGCUUAAUUCAGACCCAAUUAUUAUGUAAUCUCGGUCACCAUUUCUAAUGUAUAGCAUUACACUCUGAGCUCUAACUCCCACUACUCCUGGGCGGCAGCAAUGACUAUAGUACACAUCAUCCCCAAUACAUACAAUAAAGAUCAAAGUUACCUGACCAAUAUCACAAAUCCCUGUUUUAAAAUUGCGUUCCUCCUCGCAUCCUGUCUGGCGCCAUGAAUGAAUGAAUAUCCGCUGUUCUAUUACUGAAUGUUUGCAUUAAACGUGCUAUAUUCCUGAAUAGAUAAACGCCAGUAAUAAAUGUCUUAGAACAAAAAAAGUAAAUAUAGUGCAGAUUUUAUCAAACUUAGAACUAUUAAUAUAAUUAUUUGUGCCCUUAUUAUUAUUUAUAUAGCGCCAUAAAAUUCGCAAACUGUCCCAAAAUCCAUACCUAAAAUUUAUUUAAAGUUAGUGUCCGUGUUUACACUGGAUAACUAUCAGACGCUGGUACUUAGCAGGGAGUAGUGUUUAUAAAAAAUCAACUUGCGGUCUCUUAAAACUCUCAGCCCUUCUGGAAAAGUCUCCCCUUUGAUGCGCUGAUCUAGCGAAACGUACGUCAGGGGCUCUGGGGCAUUGCUGUGUCCACAAUAUUUGUUUGCAGCAAUUUCUGGCUUUUAGGAACAACUCUUUUUAAUUUGUUCCGUGUUUUGGCAUCUUUCUCUUCAUCUUUUUAUUUUGUAUUUUCAUUUAUCUCUAGAGCGGGUGGAUUAUAUUGCAUUUCAAACUAGGGUCAUUUUAGGGGUAAGGGAUCGAAGGCACAAUAGGGACAGUAUUCUUGUUGAUCCCUUUCCCUCUCUAUCCUACCCUGUUCUACAUCUGAUAUUACUGCAGGAGUUUCUACCUCCAGCGUUAGACACUUCACUAAACAGACAUCUACACUUUCCUAACCACAGAAGCUGUUAGCUACUUUUGUUAUACCUUUGGCUACAUCCCUGAAGCUACUGAGAUACAUAGAUGCCAAAGCAGAGUCAGAAUUAUCAUUAUUAAAGGACCACUAUAGUGCCAGGAAAACAUACUUGUUUUCCUGGCACUAUAGUGUCCUGAGGGUGCCCCACCCUCAGGGUCCCCCUCCCGUCUGGCUCUGGGGAGAGGAAGGGGUUAAAACUUAUCUUUUUUUUCCAGCUCCGGGCAGGCUGUCUGUAAUGACAGGUGGUCCCCCUGUUGGCUGAAAAUAAAAAUAAAAUAAAUUUAAAGUGUAAAAAAAAAAAAAAAUGUAUACUUAGAUUAUAUAUAUAUAUAUAUAUAUAUAUAUAUAUAUAUAUAUAUAUAUAUAUAUAUUCAAAUUACAGGUAGACUGAUACUGAUUAAAUAUAUAUAUAAUUAUUGUUAUAUAUAUUUAUAUAUAAUAUAAAAAAAUUAAAUAUGUAAAUACGUUAAAAAAUUAAAUAAAAAUUAAAAAAUACAUGUGUUAUUUCGUUCUAACUGUAUUGUGAUAUUAAUAUAUAUAUUUAUAUCAAAAUACACGUAGAACGAAAUAAUAUAUAUAUCUACAUACAUAAAUAUAUACGUAUAUAUCACUAUAUAUAUACCUAUAUAUAAAUAAAAUAAUUUUUUUUAAAUUAUAUAUAUACACAUAUAGAUUCACAUACGUAUAUAUAUAUAUAUAUAUAUAUAUAUAUAUAUUAUUCUACAUAUAUAUUUAUGUAAUAUUUUUACAUAAUUAGGUAUCUUAAUUAAUUACAAUUAGCGGGACCUGCCUGACAACCCAUGCCAAAGUAAAGGAAAUUUAAUUUGCUAGCACUAUAUUUAACCCUAUAACUUUCCAAGACACCAUAAAACCUGUACAUGGGGGGUAGUGUUCUACUCGGGAGACUUCGCUGAACACAAAUAUUAGUGUUUCAAAACAGUAAAGUGUAUUACAACGAUGAUAUCGCCAGUAAAAGUGAAGUUUUUUGCCUUUUUCAUGCACAAACAGCACUUACACGGAUGAUAUUAUUGCUAUGAUACUUUUUACUGUUUUGAAACACAAAUAUUUGUGUUCAGCGAAGUCUCCCGAGUACAACAGUACCCCUCAUGUACAGGUUUUAUGGUGUUUUCAAAAGUUACAGCGUCAAAUAUAAGGCUUGCGUUUCAUUUUUUUCACAUUAAAAUUUGCCAGAUUGGUUAUGGUGCCUUUGAGACUCUAUGGUAGCCCAAGAAUGAAAAUUACCCCUAUGAUGGCAUACCAUUUGCAAUAGUAGACAACCCAAGGUAUUGCAAACGGGGUAUGUCCAGUCUUUUUUAGUAGCCACUUAGUCACAAACACUGGCCAAAAUUGGCGGUUUUUGCAUUUUUCACACAAACAAAUACUAACGCUAUCUUUGGCCAGUGUUUGUGACCAAAUGGCUACUAAAAAAGACUGGACAUACCCCAUUUGCAAUACCUUGGGUUGUCUACUAUUGCAAAUGGUAUGCCAUUAUGGGUGUAAAUUUCAUUCCUGGGCUACUAUAAAGUCCCAAAGGCAACGUAACCAAUCUGGCGAAUUUCAAUUUCAAAUGUAACGUGCUAUAUUUGACCCUGUAACUUCCCAAAACGCCAUAAAACCUGUACAUAGGGGGUACUGUUUUACACGUGAGACUUUGCUGAAUACAAAUAUGUGUAUUUUAUUGCAGUAAAAGCAAACAGUAUUAUGAAAUUGACAGUUAAAAUGUCAUGUAGAACUAAAAAAAAUCUUAUUUUCUCCCAUUUAUUUUCAUAUUAAAUUAUGUUUCAUAGCUAAAUAUUUGAUAAAAAUGAAAGACCUGUUUCCCCUGAAUAAAAUGAUAUAUAAUAAGGGUGGGUAAAUUUAAUAUGAAAGAGGUGAAUUACGGUUGGACAGACAUGUAGCUCAAAUGCCAGGUUUUGUUUACAUUUUGUUUAGUUCACAACGUGUACAUUUGGCUCCGUCCUUAUGGGGUUAAACCACUUUUUUAGGGGUACUUACUACCUUACCUGCAGUGUGGACCAGUUUCUGCUAUUUUUAACAUUGUUUUGUACAUGUGUGUAUAGUACUAUUAGUUUUGUGUUGUAGUUGGUCUCUUCUGUCCUUUGAAACUUUUUAGUGAUUAAUACUCUUAUUAAAAGUUAUGUUUUGUUUCAGACAUAUUUUGUUUCAUUGACAGCCGCUAGAGGCGCUUCCGCGCUUCUCCCUGUGAUUUUUCACAGUGAGAAGACGCUGCCGUCCAUAUUAAAACAUUGAGAAAUGCUUUCCUAUGGACUCAUUGAAUGUGCGCACGGCUCUUGCCGCGGAUGACGUCAGAAUGGGAGGAGAGUCCCCAGCGCCGAAGGAAGCCUGGCGAUGGAGAAAGGUAAUCAUUUAACCCCACCUGAGCCCUGCGGAAGGGGGGCCUUGAGGGUGGGGGGGACCCUAUAGUGCCAGGAAAACAAGUUUGUUUUCCUGGCACUAUAGUGGUCCUUUAAACCUGGUUUAGGUCAUUGGGCCAUGAAUGUCCUCCAUGGCUCCAGUGUGACCUGCUGAACCACUUAAACAUGGUUGGACACUUACUUGGAACAAGACAUUUACUUAGAGCUGAAGAAGUUGUCAGUUGUGUUUAGUAGGAGAUCUUAUUUGACUAAUUCAUUGACUGAGAGUACUCUGCUGAGACUCUCAACCACGGAUUAAUUAUAUUGGCAACUAAUUUCACCACCUCAAGAAGACCAAAUGUAGCAUGGAUGCCCACCGGGAUCUGACAGCAGGGGGACUGUCUGAGAUGUCAGACAGUCCCCCUGCUGGUGUAAAGUGUAAACAUAUAUGUGUAUGUAUGUGUGUGUGUAUAUGUAUGUGUGUGUGUAUGUAUAUAUGUGUAUAUAUAUAUAUGUGUAACGUCAUACAUAGUGUAUUUUAAUAUUAAUAUAAGUACAUAUAUUAGUAUUAAAAUACACUUAGAAUGACGUUAUAUAUAUAUAUAUAUAUAUAUACACAUGUGUAUAAUUACAAUAAUAAAUAAAUAAAAUAUUGAAACAAAAUCUAAUAUAAAUUAUAUAUUCAUAUGUAAUUUCAUUCUAACUGUAUUUUGUUAUUAAUAUAUAUAUAUAUAUAUAUAUAUAUAUGUGUAUGUAACAAAAUACACUUAGAAUGACAUUCUAUAAAUAUCUAUCUAUAUGUAAAAUACAAAUAACCGCAAAUAAAUAUAUAUAUAUUUGUGUUCGGGGCAAAUAGCCGUAUAUGGAGUAAGGUUCCAGCAUAAGUGUAUAUAUAUUAAAAUUCUACAUGUAUAAUUAAUCUUUUAACAUAAUUAUGUGAUUUGAUUGACAUGCCUGACACAGGGAGAAAGUGCAGAGAAUUUAAUUCGCAAGCACUAUAUUUGACCCUGUAACUCUCCAAGACACCAAAAAAACCUGUACAAUGGGGGUACUGUUUUACUCAGGAGACUUCGCUGAACUCAAAUAUUAGUGUUUCAAACUGGUAAAUUGUAUUACAACAAUCAUAUUUUAAGUAAAAGUGAAGUUUUUUGCAUUUUUUAUGGACUAUAUUAUUGUUGUAAUAUGUUUUACUGUUUUAAAACACUAAUAUUUGUGUUUAGUGAAGUCUCCCGAGAAUAACAUUACCCCCCAUGUACAGGUUUUAUGGUGUUUUGGAAAGUUAGAGAGUCCCAUGUAAGUAAGGCUUGCAUUUAAUUUUUUUGACAUUGAAAUUUGCCAGAUUGGUUAUGUUGCCUUUGAGAGCGUAUGGUAGCCCAGGCAUGAGAAUUACCCCCAUGAUGGCAUACCAUUUGCAAAAGUAGACAACCCAAGGUAUUGCAAGUGGGGUAUGUCCAGUCUUUCUUAGUAGCCAUUUAGUCACAAACACUGGCCAAAUAUUAGUUUUUUGCUUUUUUUCACACAAAAACAAAUAUGAACGCUAACUUUGGCCAGUGUUUGUGACUAAGUGGCUACUAAAAAAGACCAAACGUACCCCACUUUCAAUACAUUGGCUUGUCUACUUUUUCAAAUGGUAUGCCAUUAUGGGGGUAAUUCUCAUUCCUGGGCUACCACACACGUCUCAAAGGUAACAUUACUAAUCUGGCAAAUUUGAAAAUGGAACAUUCUAUAUUUGACCCUGUAACUUUCCAAAACACCAUAAGACCUCUUAAUGGGGGGUACUGUUGUACUCGUGAGACAUCGCUGAUUACAAAUAUGUGCAUUUUUUUGCAGUAAAACCUAACAGUAUUAUGACAUUCACAGCUAAAAUGUCAGACGGAAAAUCAAAUUUAAAAAAAAAAAAUCGUAUUUUCUCACAUUUUUUUAAAAUUUUAUUCAUAAUAAAUUAUGUUCCAUAUAUGAUUAGUUAACGAUAAAUUAAAGCCCUGUUUCUCCUGAACAAAAUGAUAUAUAAUAAGUGUGGGUGCACUUAAUGUGACAGCUGUGAAUUACGGUUGAACAGACAUAGCGCAAAUUCCAUUUUUUGUUUACGUUUUGGUUUGAUCAGAACAUGUACAUUUGGCUCAGUCCUUAAGGGGUUAAGAUACAGUUGUUUUUGGUGACUACAGUGUCUCUUUUAAGUGCAUUUUAGGCUUCACUGGGUUACUAUUUGCCUAGCACCUCAUGUUCCUUAAGUUUUUUUUUUUUUUUUUUUUUGGCAAUUUGUUUUCAUGCAGGCUGUGUCAGUCACAGUCAGUGGAGGUGUGGCUAGGGCUGUGUUAACCAAAAAAAAAGAGAUUUAACAAAAAAAUGGUAGUGAAUUGAGCAGUGAAACUUCAGAGUCAUGAUCUAUACACAAAAACUGCUUCAAUAAACUAAAGUUCUUUUGGUGACUAUAGUGUCCCUUUAGGUUAUGUGUCUUCUAUCCAGUGCUUGCUAGCCAACAACCACAGUAAAAAUUUAUAAAAUGUACAUUUCCUCCCUUAUGCCCCUGCUCUGCUGCCUUUGCAGUCAGUUUUGCCCAAUCCAGACAUUUGUUAUAUCUCAUGAACUGUGUAUAGAUUUUGCAGUCUAAAUGCCCCUGUACUGAACCAUGGCCAUUUGGAAUGUAGUUAAUAAUCCCCUUUGUGUGUACCGGUACAUAGAAAGCAAAAAUAAAAUGUACAUAUCCUUAUUCUUUAGAAAUAAAUGCAUUGUUUUAGGCUUUUUCUUUUUAAUUCAAAGUAGAAGUAGUUUUUUUUAUUCUUUGUAAUAUGGUACACCUUUGUGCCUGUCCUAUAAAUAAACUGACAAGACACAAAAGUCAUGUACAGAGAUUCCCGCCCUUGUAAAUAAGGAAGCAUUUAAAUUAUAAAUAAACAAAAAAGAAAUCUAAAAAGUUUGCACAGUACACCAUCUAGACAGGCUCUAAUAAGAUUACAAUGUGCUUAUAACUAGCUGUCAACCGUGGCAUUGUUUUGUACGAGUGUGAUUGCGUAACAUCCAGAGCGUUGGAGCCUGUGUUGCAACUGGUCAAAUAAAAUCUUAGAUUAAAUAAAUGUAAAUAGUUGGAGGGUGGGGUAGGGAAAAACAGGUGCUGCCUCUGCCCAAUCAUAAACUUUCUCUUGCAUUGCAUUUUAUGGAAGGUCAUACUGCCUAGCCCAGAUUUUCUGGAAAGUAGUAGCUGUGCCGCCCCUCACAGCAACCACAAACUAAUCCAUUAUCGUAUUGUGUUCUAUAACAGAAUUAACUAAUCUAAGUUAGAUCACAUCGUGCUUAAGCCACAUGGUCACCAGCAACUGCCUGGCAGCUAAAAUGAUUUUAUCGUUACGUUUUUGCUCAUGCCUGAACAGACCUUUCACUAAUCUAAAAAGAAAAAAGGGCAAGGGUCAAUUUCCAUUUUGGUCUCUGGAACACUUUAUCUAGUAAUGAUUUAAUUUGUCGUAAAAACCUGCAUAACCUUAGGGUACUCCCACCACAUAUGAACAUAGGAUCCCCUGUAACACAGAUCACUGGGGAUUUUGCCUAUUUUAAAUAGUUUGACUGGGGUAGUAUACCAUCUGUGUAUUAUUUUCUGCACAUGUUCGUGCAGGGAUAUAGAUAUAAAGGCUGCGGUCUCCUAGAUGGUUUUCUAUACCUCCGCCUCCUGGGUCUUCCUCCCACUGCCGAAUAUGUGCUAAGUGUACCCACAGUCGAGAUUUAGAGCAUGUGGUUAUACAUUAGAAAUCAAUACUUUUUUUGGGCAACUUCUCCUUCACAUAAUUGUUCAAACAUCGGAAACUAUUUUGGCUGCUAUUUUAACGUCUUCUCUAGCUGCAAAGUCUCAAAGUUUUAUGGAAAAAUAAUCCCUUGUGGUUAUAAGGACUGUCCCAGACAAUUCCCUGAGGUUUGUCCCCCUCCCCCUGUCUACAAAUGGUAGUUCCUUUGAAUUCCUGCUUCCUCUAUGUUUUUAAAAUCCCUAGCAUCGAUGCCCAGGGGGAAAUCCAUAUUCCAAAAGUAUGGGGCCAUUAGGGGGGAGGGGUAUCAGACAAAACAAAUUUAGUCCUAAGUCUAUAACAUAAAGAAAUGGAAUUCGGUAUGGCCGGAUAUUGAAUACUCAAAAUUGCUCUUUGCUUUUUACCGAACAUAUAUAGAACUGUUGGAGGUCCAACCCUAAUAGAGAAUAUUCAUGGUCCACCCAUCACCUCAACCCAUGUAGAGAGUGCCACAUUACAACCUGAGUCAACUGAGCUGUGCAGUCGUGCAUGACUAAACACGAGAGCCGCAGUACCCCCCUGUCUAGGCCUGUACAGUAGUUUCCUGGCAAUCCGAUGCCUCCUAAUAUUCCAAACAAGCUGAUCUAUACUCCUCUAUAGGCUGGCUAGAUCAUGAUUAGAAACCACAAACGGGAGGGCUUGGGGAAAAAAAAAUAAGAAAUAGAUUUCUCUCCCCAAGAUUCCAUAUUUUUUAUUUUAUUUUUUGACAAUCUUUAUUUUGACUUUUAGCAUCGGUACAGUGUGUCGAUUCUUGAACAGAGUAAGGUACAAAAUAUCAACUUAUAAGAGGUAUAACAUCUAACAGGAUAGAAACAGUACAUGCACACAAAAAACCACGGGGGAUCUUAAAACAGCUGACCUAUACUAAUGGGUGAGACCCAGAUAAUGGCAUGGUGAUGGAAGGCCGGGUCUGUCACGCACUAUGAUCAGGUGCGGUGGUCAGUGUCUCUCUAGUGACCUCUUCUGGUGUAAGGCAGUCAAGAACGUGGCUCCCUGUCUUGUGAGAGCGUAUCAGUAAGUCGACGUAGUCACGGUCAGUUGUCCGGGGAGUUAAACCGGGAUCAUUGUCCAGUUUGUCAGAGGCCCGCUCAUGGUUACACUAACAAAUGUCUGCGGCCAAGGGGGUCAUCAGAGAGGUCGGGUCUCAGUCAGCCGUCCGGCUAUCGUUCAGGAGCUGUUGGUUGAGAGGGAGGGGGAAGUGGGGGGGGGAAGAGGCUCCCGGCUCCCAGCCCCACCCGCCGAGAGGUACCACAGCCAGGGCGUCCAAGUGCGAGCACAUUUCUCUUGCCUAUCAUACAACGCUGCUGUAAGGGAUUCCAUACUAUAUAGUUCCCCCACCUUGUUGAUCCACUGCUGGAGUGUGGGCGCAUCCUUGUGUCUCCACCUUGUAGGGACCAGUGCAAUGGCUGCCGUUAGUAGGUGUUUUAUCAGAGAUUUCUUGUAUACUGAAAGGGUCAUGUCAGUGUGAUGGAGGAUCAUGGUGAGGGGUUGUAGUGGAAGGGCAAUAUCUGUGAUUUGCUCAAUGGUCUCUUGGAUCGUGGUCCAGAAGGGGGCGAUACCCGGGCAGCUCCACCAGAUGUGGAGGGAGGAGCCAUCGGCAUCGCCACAUCUCCAACAAUCCCCGGGUAUCUCAGGGUUUAUACGGUGCAGAAUGUCUGGGGUUCUAUACCAGUGCGUGAAGACCUUAAAGCUGGUCUCCUGAAGUUUGGAGCUGAUGGAACACUUAUGUGUUAGAAUAAAAAUCUUGUCCCAGUCCUGGUCUGUGAGCGUGGUUCCUGCCUCUCUCUCCCAUCUAGUAAUGUAUCUUGGGUGCGACGGGUUUUCUCCAUUAGCGAGAAGUGUGUAAAGUGUGGAAACGCCCCUCAUAGGGUGAGCCCUUGCGGUGCAGAGUGUUUCGAACUGCGUGUGGAUUCUGUGGAGGCCCUGUUUGUUUGGGAAGGUCGCGUAGUAUGCCCGUAUUCGGAGAUAGUGGAAGUGGUCUAGGCCUGUGGGUACUGUGUCCCCCAGGAUGUCUGUCAGAGGCUUGAGUCGGUCCCUCUGUAUUAUAUGAUGGAAACUAAUCCAGUCGGAGUCAGGGUAUGCGUGUAGGUCCGCAGGCGUUAGUCCCCCUCCAACCCCCGGAUUGUGUGUGAUGGGCGUGAGAGGGCCAUCCAAGGUGGAAAGUUGAUGCGAGUACCGCACCGUACACCAGACUCGUAGCGUUGCGUCAAUCAUUGGAUUGCCUGUAAGCAGUGCAUUUUGUGCGAGGGAUCCAAGUCACAGGCGGGAGGGAAGGGUUCCGCCCGUCUGAGCUAGUUCCAGGGGGAACCAUAACUUGGCCGUGUGGCGUACGUGCCAGUCCACAGUCCUAAGUAAGUGGGAGGCAUGGUAGUAUCCCAGGAAGGAGGGGAGACCAGCUCCCCCACGGGCUUUGGGGCGUUCUAGGAGCACUUUGCUCACCCUACUCGCUUUCCCGUUCCACACGAAUUGCCGGAUCGCCUUGGAGAGAGAUUGGAAAAAGGCUCUUGGUAUGGAGAUGGGUAUCGUUUGGAACAGGAAUAGGAGACGCGGUAAAACAUUCAUUUUAACGCCAUUGAUCCGGCCGACAUAUUUUGUUUUUAAAGGGACCUCUAAAGUGCUUUAUCUUCUGAAAAGCUUUGUGUGAAGUGUGUCCUAUAAUUUUAUUUUGCAAACAGUGCAGAUUACAAUAGAAAUUGAAACUUUUUUAAAUUAACCUGGUUACACCCCCUUGGCUUUCAAGCAGACAACAGGUCCUGUUACCUCCUGGUUUGGGUAGUUCAUUAGAGCUAAACUCAAGAGGCAGCAAUUGCGCAUAAUUACAUGCUUGCCUGUUUUCAUUUGGAGUAUAUCUACUAAACAGUGACUUAAAAAAAAAAAUUUGUUGUGGGUAGUGGAGCGUAGUGGGGUAUAGUUAGCCAGCAAUAAGGAUAUGGGAAAUCUUUUAUUUUUGUUAUUUUUUGGCGAGUGCAUAAUUAUAAACUUACAGUAUAUGUUGUACAAGGGCAUUCUAUGGAGAGUUGACUGAGUUGACUCUGACAGAUGUAACCCUAUAAAUGCCAACACUGCAAAGUUUUGUCUACAAAAAAAAAGAAUCUGUUCUCUGUGCAUUAGAUAAGGUAUAUAGUUAUAUAUGACAGAGCAUAGAGAAUAGUUCCAGUCAAUGAUAUCAGGUAAACAUUUUAUUAAAGUAAUUUUGAAGGUUCAUAAUAUUUUUGUCCUUAUAACACUUGUUCAUUAAUCUGUUUUCCUGUCUUCUUUCAGUUUAAUGAAUCCGUUGUAGUAAUCCUUUGCAUUAGAAAAUGAAACAAGAUUCAGUGAGGAGUGCUAGCUACACAGUUGACUGUGCAGAUUAUAUACAUGUGGUUGAAUUUAACCCCUUUGAAUCUGGAGAAGAAGGGUCAUUAAUUGCAUUUGGUGGCAACAAUUAUGUCAGUAUUGCUUCAUGCAGGUUCCAGGUAGGUGCAAAAUGUUAUUUAUAUUUUUGUUUUCUAAUGGACUUUUGUUUUAGAAAUAUUGCAUUCUAACUUGAUUUGUGUACUGUAGAAAGUAUUGGUUUGUCUAAAUGAAUUCAGACAAUUUUGGUUUUUUUGUUUCUACAAAACCAUUUUUGAACAGUUUUUUUUUUUUUUUUUUUUUAUGGAGAAGUAAUGUCUUCAGAUACCCCUCAAUUGCUUCUCUUUGCUAGGCAACUAUUGCAGAUGUAUUAGGUUGAGCAUUAGGUGGCAAUCUCAGCCUAUAACUGGCUACCAUUGGUGAGUAAAUGUAUUUACAUUUUGUAAUAUACUCCAUGAAGGCAACCAGUGAUGUUUCUAAGUUAGCACAGCAGCAAAGCAAAGGCCUACUAGGGGACUCCUGAUGGCUUAAUUUGUUUAUGUAGCAUUAAACAUUUGUUUAGUUCAUAUUUUUUGGUUCUAGAAAUAUGUAAUUACUGGCUAUAAUAAUAACCAGUAAUGUAUUCUUAUGCAUGAAAAAUCUAUAAUAUAUUUUAAAUAUUAGAUUUUGUUGACUUGGUCUAAGGCCACUGCAAGAGCACAAAACCCAUUGGUGAUUGUGACUUAAAGGACCACUCUAGGCACCCAGACCACUUCAGCUUUAUGAAGUGGUCUGGGUGCCAGGUCCAGCUAGGUUUAACCCUUUUUUUUAUAAACAUAGCAGUUUCAGAGAAACUGCUAUGUUUAUACUGAGGGUUAAUCCAGCCUCCAGAGCCUCUAGUGGCUGUCUCAUUGACAGCCGCUAGAGGCGCUUGCGUGCUUCUCACUGUGAAAAUCACAGUGAAAGCACGCAAGCGUCCAUAGGAAAGCAUUGUAAAUGCUUUCCUAUGCGACCGGCUGAAUGCGUGCGCGGCUCCUGCCGCGCAUGCGCAUUCAGCCGAUGACGUUGCGAGCAAGGAGGAGUACAGCUCCCCGCCCGGCGCUGGAGAAAGGUAAGUGUAAAACCCCUACCUUUCCCCAGAGCCCGGCGGGUGACUUUAGCAACCAUGUGAAUCCUGUUUUAUGGAAAAUGGCUAGCCCUUAAUGAAUCUGAUUGCCACUCGGUUUUGGGGUUUUUGUUUUUUUUUGGCCUUAGUUUGACCAAAAGAAUGAAUAAAUAUGCAUUCAGAAAAAUUAUUAAAGGGGACUGGAUACUACAUCACUGAACACAACUUUUAAACACACCUAUAACUUAUAGCAGGGGUUCCCAAUACUUAUUUUUUCUGUGGAACCCUUUGACAUAGUGUGCCAACAUCGUGGAACCGCCCAAAACAAUUUGCACCACAACACAUUUUAAUUAGCACAGACAUAUACACACACUGGCGCAUACACACACAGAUAAAAAACACAGACAUAAACACACACUAGCACAUACACUCAGAUAAACACUGACACAGAUGUACAAUCACUGGCACAUACACACACUGGCACACAGAUACACACGUAAUUUUUUAUAUUUGCAGUAACCCUCCUGUUAGUAUACCAGUUGUCUGCAGGAGGGUGACUUGCUGGCUGAGGUUGGUGUGUGUGUGUGUGAUGGAAGUCUCUCUCCCUUCAGCGCAGUGUUCUCUAUAUGAAGCAUGAAGGAAGUGACCAUCCAUCAAUUCCUCCCAGCAUCCCAUACUACGAGGGCCGCAAUACCCAUCGGGUGACCCUAGGUGCAACACCAAUUGGAAAAUAUUAAAGGAAUAUUACAGGGUCAGGAACACAAACGUGUAUUAUUAAUCCUAUAGUUUUAAAACCACCAUUUAGGUGUCUUGCUUCCCCCACUUAAGUUAAAGGAUCACUAUAGGGUCAGGAACACAAACAUGUAUUCCUGACCCUAUAGUAUUAACACCACCAUCUAGCCCCCCUGAGCUGCUUAUGCCUCCAUAAAUAUAGUAAAAAUCUUACUGUAUUCAAACCUGAAACUGUAACUCUGCAUGCUAUUAGACUUAAAAAACCAAGCAGACUGCUGACAUGUGGUAGCCUGAUCCAAUCACAGUGCUUCCCCAUAGGAUUGGCUGAGACUGACAAAGGGGCAGAUCCAGCAUGAUUCAAACACAGCCCUGGCCAAUCAGCAUCUCCUCAUAGAGAUGAAUUAAAUCAAUGAAACUCUAUGAGGAAUGUUCAGUGUCUACAUGCAGAGGGAGGAGAUACUGAAUGUUUGGAAGCAUUUUAGGUAUCCAUGACCCAAGAAGGAUCUCUAACAGCUAUCUGAGGAGUGGCCAGUGAAGUUAUCACUAGGCUGUAAUGUACACACUGCAUUUUCUCUAAAAAUACAAUGUUUACAGCAAAAGGCCUGAAGGUAAUGAUUCUACUCACCAGAACAAAUUCAAUAAGCUGUAGUUGUUCUGGUGACUAGUGUCCCUUUAAUAAAACUCAGCUUAUUACGCUGGAUAUAAGUUAUAACAUUUAACAUCCUGUGAAGUGAGUUCCCCUUUAAGAAAUGGAACAGUCGGUAUAAAUGCUUAUAAAUGGAUUGCCACCCAAUCUUCAAGUAGAGAUUGGCACUACAUGUAUUGUGUAGAUGGAUCCUUGCUUCAGAAUUGGGUUUCACAUAAAUUUUAAUUAUGCAGAAAAUCCCAAAUGAUUUCUUUAGAAGGGUAUGCAAAGUUUCAAUGAAAACAUAUUGACCUUAUGCUUCCGUUCUUAAUUUAUUUAACUUCAAAGCCAAAAAGAGAAAGAACACAGUCUGCACAUAUGUUUGAAAUAUUAAUUUAGAAGGGAACACAGCCUUCUUUUAAUUGUUCAUUUUGUUUAAUUUAAAUGUCUGUCAAGCAUUGCACCUGUUAGUGGCUUUCUGGAAUUUUGACCUAUUUAUUAAAUUCAGAUUGCAGCCCUAUAAGUCAGAGUUUAUAAAAAAAUAAAUAAUACAUCAGUGCCUGGUCAGAAGGACAAGUAGCAAAGAAUAUGCAGUACUUUUUAACUUAAAUGAACACUACAGUGUCAGGAACACAAACAUGUAUUCCUGACACUAUCAUGUAUAAAUAACUAUUAAAGGGACACUAUAGGGUCAGGAACAUAAAACAUGUAUUCCUGAACUAUAGUGUAAAAACACCAUCUAUCCCUAAAUACAGAAAAAACUUUCCUUUAGUUCAGUCUGCUGCUGCUGGCUCUGCCCCGGAUCUGCCUCCUUGGCUGACAUCAUCAGAAGUUAUGAUCUGAGCCAAUCACAAUGCUUUCCCAGAGGAGAGCAUUGGAUUGGCUGAGCUUAUGAAGGAGUCAGAUUAGUGGCAGAGCCAGCACAAACCAAACACAGCCCUGGCCAAUCAGCAUCUCCUCAAUGCACCUCUAUGAGGAAGGUUUAGUUUCUACAUGCAGAGGGUAGAGUAACUGAAUGUCAUGCCCCAGAAAGCACCUCUAGUAGCCAUCUGAUGAGUGGCCAAUGGAUGUAUCCCUAGGCUGUGAUGUAAACACUGCCUUCUCUCUGAUAAAACAGUGUUGUUUGUGAAAAUCCUGAAGGAACUGAUUGUACUCGCCAGAACAAAUACAAUAAGCUGUAGAUGUGACUAUAGUGUCCAUUAAAGAAAACUGGCUUUACUCUGUACAGUAAACGGCUAUUUAAACUCCCUUUUUUUUUUUUUUCACACCACGUCUGUUUUGCGUGGCUUGUUCUGCUUGGCUGAUAUAAUCCACCUACCUGGCUGAUAUAAUCAAGACUCACCAUAGGAAAGCAUUGGGAGACUAUUGUGCAUGCAUGGCAAAACUCCAUGCUGUUCCUAUCCGCAUCUUCUCGUAGAGAUGCAUUAAAUCAAUGCAUCUCUAUGGUGAAUGUUUAGCUCCUCCACGCAGAGCGUUGAGAUGCUGAACGACAGUGCAGCACGGAAAUACAGUUCAAAUUAAAAUUAUUCACUCUCCAUUGAAAAUCCAGUUUAUUGUCAAAAUAUAUGGACUUUCAGCUGUUUGCAAUUAACAAAUCAAAUAAAAGCAAUUGAAAAAUCUCAACACGACGAAUGCUUCAGGUGGUUUCCCCAAAUUCAACUGAAAAUGCAACUUAUUAAAGUUCUCCAAAUAUGCAAAAUGUGUUGUCUAAAGCAUGUUUUGUCUAUUGAACUAAUCAAGGGCACCUCCCAGAAGAUGAGGCCCCACCAGUCAGGAGCAUCUCAUUGUGUUCUUUUAGAUGUGUCCUGCAGGGGCUUACGCGAUUCAUAUGUUUGCACCAACUUUUAGUGUUCAAAAUAAACAGUGCAUUUGAGAUAAAUUAUGUAUUUUUGAUGUUACAUUACUGCUAGUUGGGCAUUCUUUUUUGCAGUUCUAAAUGUUAAUAUUAUUUACCAUUUUUUGUCCAGGAGGAUGAUGCUUCAGUGAGUGGUAUAGAAUUUAAGACGCUGAAAACAUUUAACCAAGGCAUAAGAGCGGACGCUAUAGCCUGGAGUCCAGACACAAACUAUGAUUCUUUAACUCCUCUUUUAAGGUAUGUAUUUGUCCACUUAUUAGACUCCUAAACCACAUUUAUGUCUGCUUUAUCUAAGAGUAAUAAAAAUGUCUUGCAACCAAGAAUUACCCCAAAACUAUUUUUUAUGCACAUUAUUUGUCAAUAUAAUAUUAAGAGAUGUUUGCAUUAUACUCCAUCCAUACCAAGAAGUGACUGACAUUUUUCAUUACACACACAAAAUCCUCAGAGAAACAAAAAGAAAAGGAUGUAAUGUCCUUAGGAUUGUAUAAAGUAAUUCCUAUUUAUGUUUCCCUACUUUGCUAUAAGCUACAAAAAUCUUACAAGGAGGUAGUACACCAUUUCCAGUAUUGUACCUGGUAGCCCAAAAAACACCACACCGUCUUCACUUGUCACCAUUACAAGGGAAAUUCUGAUACUUGGCCUUGCUAAAGGUUAUUAGCAUUACCAAGCUGUAGUAAUGCACCCUCAAAGAUACACAGGAGCUAUAAUCUUACAUACUUACCUAGAAUUACCCGCAGAAAGAAAUGUGCAACUAGAUGUAUGAGGGCUGUUCUGACAGAUACGGAUCAGCUGGUGAAGCUUACAUACAAAUAAAAAUUAAAACAAAAAGAAAGUCCAUAAUUAAAGGGUUACUCCAAGCACCACGACCCUUUCAGUGAUUUGAAGUGGUCAUGGUGCCUGAACUCUGUAUGUGCAGUGUAACUCCACUUCUAACAGUGCCAUUAGGGUGUCAUGAGCCAGCCUGGAACAAGAGUUUGGGGCUAGCUAAUAUUAAUUUUGUUCAUAUUUGGGCAUCUUUCCUCAGUACACACUACUGCGUGCCCCACCACCACUUUAUUUUUUAUUUUUUUGAAUGGGACGGGUCAAUGUAAUCAAGGGUUACUCUGACCGUAAAUUGCUUGUUUUAUUAAAACACUUUUUUUGUUUGUUUUGGCGUAACCCUUUGAAGAAAUUCAAAGAUAUAUAUAUAUAUAUAUAUAUAUAUAUAUAUAUAUAUAUAUAUAUAUAUAUAUAUAUUAAAAUGAGUAAAAUAGAAACAAAUAUAUAUUAAGAAAAGUUAAACACAAAGGACAAGAUUUAAAUGAAGACCUCUAUAAGCCCGACUAUUAACACUUAAUUUUCCAUUCUUCCAGAGCUAAAAUAGAACAGCACAUCCUAUUCUUAGCAAUUUAUGAGAUUUCUACUUACAUGCAGUCUUAUCUGUUUUUUAUGAGAUUUUACAUAAUGUAGCAAAUCAAUGACAGUUUAAAACUUAGCUGCUUUAAUCAAGACGGCAGCCUCUAACACUUCCACUUCUUCUACCCAUAAGUAGCAGUAUGAUAUUACAAUGCAGAAAAAAGACUGCAUCUGGUUGGCUUUAGUCUUAAUGAUACAUGCUGAGUGAUACUGUCUGUUGCUUCAUGUUUGAUUACAAUUGAGAUUUAACGCCAAUUUGAUGCAUUCUAUUGUGGUAUCUAUCUUUCAGGCUUUUUCUAUGGCAGUACCUUGGCUCAUGUUUCCUUUCUUUUUUUAUUUCUCUAUGUAUCAUGGUAAUUUUUUAGUGUCUUGAAGAUAAAUGUACGCUUGUUUUACAUGUGCUCAAAGGCUCUUUGUAAUGCAGGUUUUGUACUGCAGCUAGUGAUAAAAAUCUACGAAUCUUCACUUCAGACCUUCAGGACAAAAAUGAAUUUAAGGUACGCAUUAUAUUAUGUUUUGUUUAAAGGCAUACUCUGCACGAUCUGUAUUCAUUAUAAACUUGGCAAGGAAAAGAAACUUGCAGAAUUUAUCCAGAGGAUACUAGCUACAUUGGCAAAAGACUCCAUAAAGGGACACUAUAGUCACCAAAACAACUUUAGCUUAAUGAAGCAGUCGUGGUCUACAUAUCAUGCCCCUGCACUCUCCCUGCUCAAUUCUGUGCCAAUUAGGAGUUAAAUCACUUUGUUAAUGCAGCCCUAGCCACACCUCCCUGCAAAUGACUUACACAGCCUUCCUAAACACGGCCUGUUAAAGAGUCAUCUAACGAUUACACUUUAUUGUAGGGAUCGACCAAUAUUGAUUUUUUAGAGCCGAUACAGAUAUUCUGUGAACUUUCAGCCCGAUAGCCGAUAACUUACCGAUAUUCUGUACAUUUACCAUUUUGAAAAAAAAUACUUUUUCUAAAGGUAAAUGCACAAAAUAUACAUGCCAUGUGUAGUGGAUGCAGUGUGUAUUUGUGUAGUGGAUGCAGUGUGUAUUUGUGUAGUGUGUAUAUAAUGAAUGCAGAGUGUUUUUGCAGUGUGUAUGGUGAAUGCAGUGUGUGGGUAGUGUGUGUAAAGUGAAUGCUGUAUAUACUAAAUGCGAAGUGUGUGUAUUUGUGUAGUGUGUGUAUAUAGUGAAUGCAGUGUGUUUAUUUGCAUAGUGCGUGUAUAUAAUGCAGUGUGUUUGUGUAGUGUGCAUUAUAUAAACACACUGCAUUAUAUACACACUACACAAACACACUGCAUUUGUAACGGCACCCCAGGCAUAAAAGGGGUUAAACCGCCGUUUAGAAGAUCUUCCCCUUCCAGAUACACAGGCAGCUACCAAAGACACCAAUCCGCCGAACAGGAAACCAUAUGAAUGCCGUAAACCGCCGAACCGGAAUCAUACGAAUGUUGUAAACAGCCGAAUAGGAAAAACCAUACGAAUAGGUUUACACUCCUAGCAGUCAAAUUGGAACAGCAUACAAUAAAUCCCUCCAAGAACGAGACACGGCUCCGUGUUGAGGGUCAAGCAGGAACAGACAGAGCUGUGGGUAUAUUGUUCUUAUAUACACAUUCUUAAACAUUAGUACCACCCACAGGGUUUUGGAAAACAACCAAUAAACACGUACAAUACACUCAGACACUGCCACACAAAAAUCUCCCCUCUGCCUGUGAUACAAUUACCUUACACAAUGGGUAAUGUAAUUAUCACAGGCAGAGAAAUACAGUUUUUCCACAUUAUUCAUAAUUUUAAAAGUAUGCAUCACAUAAAACUUACAUUUUCAGAAUCAGCAUACUCCACAUACAAACAUAUGUCAAAAUCAUACAAAUUGGUCCAGUGGUUCAAAAGAUAGAUCGCAGUCCUUUUGUGACCAAAUGAAGCAUGGCUUUUCUGCCCAGAACCAGUUCCACAGAGUCUUCUAUCCUGGAGAUAAUUGGGAAGUAAUCAAAUUAUCUCCAAAGACAGAGGCAAAACUCCAUUAAGCACAUGGCAGUAAAAUACAAUAAAAUACAGAAGGUUACAUUUAUUACAUAAAAUACAGACAUGAAACAUAUCACCAGAUAGCUUAGGUCUGAGCGCACAUUAUUACUGAAUAGCGCUCAGACCACACACAGUUACAAUUGCCAUGGAGCCAAAGUCUUUUAUUACACGAAUAGGCUCCAUGGCAUAGCGAUCUGGGUUAAAGGAGUUCAUUCAGUAAAUCCGAGAAUCUACCGAACGCCAGGGCAGAAUUACAUGAAUUGACCUUUCUGCAUAGGAAAAUAAAGUAUUUAAAUGCCGGUGCAUAAUCAAAAGGCAGCAGGCAGGCAACCAGGCUCCUCCAAUGCACAGUGGCGAGAUUGGUCUCGUCACAGCAUUAUAUACACUGUGUGUUUCAUAUAAUAUAGUGUGCAUUAUAUACACAGUGUGUUUAUAUAAUGCAGUAUGUUUGUGUAGAGUGCAUUAUAUAAACACACUGCAUUAUAUACACAGUGUGUUUGUGUAGUGUAUAUAAUGGAGUGUGUGUGUUUGUGUAGGUAUGUAAUUGAGGGGGCAUUUUUUAUUAAAACUUUUUUAUUUUUUAUUUUAUUUAUUUUUUUACAUAUGUAAUUAUUAUUAUUUAUUUUUUAGUCCCCCCUCCCUGCUUGUUACUGGGAAGGUAAGUAAACGCUACUGUUAUAUAUUAUCGGAAAUAUCGGUAUCUGAAUUGGCAGAUGCCGAUAUUGCCAAAAAUACAGAAUAUCGGCCAGACCGAUAAUCGGUCGAUCCCUACUUUAUUGUACUUUUAUUUUAAUUUAGCGUUUAUCUCCUGCUCUGUUAAUAGCUUGCUAGACCCUGCAGGAACCUCCUGUAUGUAAUUGAGGUUCCAAUUUAUAGAGCUGGAGAUAAAAACUUUUAAAGUAUUUUACUAUCUAAUUGAAAGUAAAACCAUUUUACUUUUCAUGCACGCUGUGUGAUUCACAGUCAGGGGAGGUGUGGCUAGUCCUGCAUAAACAUAAGCAAAUAUGAUUUAACUCCAGAAGCAGAGGAUUUAGCAGUGAGAAUUCAGAGGCAUGAUCUAUACACAGAAGCUGCUUAAUUAUAACAAUUUGAUUGUAGGCACUAGAUCAUGCUAUCACAACUCACAAAAGUUCAAUUGAACGGUGGGAUAGACCUCUGUUAUAGUACUUUACCUCGUAUGGGUAAAUUUUUAGAUAGAUAGGCUUAGUGGAGCUACCGUAGAUACCUCCCAAACAAGAAUAUUAAUUAUCUGAAACAUAGUUUAAAUUUCGCCAACUGAUAUGUAAGGAGACUACCCUACUGUGACCAUUGUAUUCAAACAAAUUUGUUGACUAACACGUCAAAAUAAAAAUGUUACAGUCUGAACAGAAGUUCCAUACAGGUACCAAUAGGGUACAUAAUUUACUGUAUUUUUACCUAAAGCCUGAGGUAUCUGAGACCAGUGCAUAUGAUAUACUAUCCUUGAUACACUACAGUUGUAACUACCAAGCACUGUUAUUUUUUCUCUUUGUUAUUAUUGCAAAAUGUGUGUUUUUCUCUACAAAUGUUAUUUGAUGGAUAUGUAUCAGUUUAAUGAUGACUAUUCAGUUGUUGUGACUAUAUCCUUGGUGUAUCUUUGCACAUAAAAAAUAAAGAAUUACGAAAAAGAAACUGCUUCAUUAAGCUAAAGUUGUUUUGGUGGCAAAACUGUUAGUGAACAAAGCAAUUCAACAACUGCCUUCAUUUCACCUGCUAACUUUAAAUGCAAGGAAUAAACCCCCUUUUUUUGGGUAUACUAUAAACCGUAACCUAACAUAAGACUGUUAGAAUAAGGCUACCAUCCUUAUAGUUUAAUAAGGGAGGUGUUGUAUAACAAAGGUUUGCUUUCCGUAACAUUAUAGUUAAGAUUUCAUAAGUCACAAUGGAGGCAAUGUAUUAAAACUCCACUGCUAAUACUUAACACAAAUCUCUCAAUCAUAUGUUCUGAUUUGCAUUUCAUAUAAUAUAUCAAGCCUUCAGAACAAGUUUUAUUCAAAUACACUGAUUACAUGCAGUUGUGUAAAUUCAUACAAUAACUUAAUGGAAAUUAUAGAACCAGGAAAACAAAGUUUUCAAGGCCUCCCCAUAACCCCUGGUGCAGAAGGGGUUAAUCACUUAUCUGAGCCCAGCUCCAAUGCCGCUCUUCCUCUGCCGAGACCUAAUGCACAUGGCCGCGCUAGCAUCAUAAACUCCCCAAUAAGAAAGCAUUGUAUAAUGCUUUCCUAUGGGGUUUUGAGUGACGCUGGAUGUACUCAUACAAAGUCGCUUAACGACAUGAAAGUCCCUCUACUGGCUGUCUGAUAGACAGCAACUAGAGAUGGAGUUAACCCACAAAUGUAAUGCAGGGUUAAGGGUCCUUGGAAUAUGCAACCAGACCACUUCAAUAAGCUUAAGUGGUCUGGGUGCCUAUAGUGAGACAAUUCCUACUAAUACAGUCUAAUAAAUUUGUCUGGUAAUUCCAUUCUACUCCUGCUGGGUUUUUCAUAAGUGUUUUUUUUUUUAAAGGUUAAGUAUAGUGUAUUUCUCAUAAUUUUCACUCACCCACUAGUCAUUGGCAAGUGGAAAUUUAACCUUGACAAGUGUGCCAUGGAUCUUCCAAGCUUGUAGUGGUGUAGGAGUUUUGAGUCCUGGUAUAAUAGGGCAUUACUCAAGUUUUCUUGAGGAUUUUUUAUUUUUCCAUAGUGUUACAACUCUUACCCAGGCACUGUUGAAUUCUGAGCCGAAUUGGUCAUGAUGCUGGCAAUUACGAGAUUAGGCUGCUAAAAGGUGGGCAUUGUGCUGAUGCUGCUAAGCCAGCAUUAAGUUACAUUUUUAAUGGCUAGCCAGUUUUCAACAGACCUGCUUCCCUGUUUCCCUCUUACAUCCCUUCACUUCUCUCCAACUGCACAACCAUAUAGUAUAACAGCGUAGGGGUGGAGGGAUUGUAUUCUUAAAAACAAAAACAAAAAAUAGUAGUCUGGAUCAGUGUGCCUUUACCUGCAUCUCUUUUAGUUUUCUAUUUUAAUCCAUUCUUGCACAUAGGUAUGGUCAUACCAGGGAAUUGAUUUUUAGCAGUCUAUCAGUAGUACACACUUUGUUCACCUAAAAUGUGUUUUCGGGUAAAUUCACUAGGACAUUGGGUAGAGAACCAAUUCUUUAUAUUACUCUGUUUCUUGCUACCUCAGAAAGGGGACCAUGAUUUCCAUGCACGGUUUGUCAGGCUAUAGAAAUGUAUUUUUAUAUUAAAAAAAUUAUGUAUUAACAGUGUUUUCAAUUGCAGUCUUGUUCUUCUGUUCUCAUAUUUUUUUUUAUUUUUUUUGCUGUCAGGUGUUUGAUGGACACACCAGUUACAUCAAUGAUGUGGUGUUUUGUUCUCAUGACGGCAAUACAUUUGCCAGUGUCAGUGAUGAUCACACGUGCAGGUAAGAUAUGUUCUCAGUUGCUAAGCUCUUCUAUUAAAAUGGGGUUAGUGUUAUGUUGCCCUAUUUGAAGCUAAAAAAAAAUUCCUGUUUUUGGGUGACAAAAAUUAAAUGUAUAUAUUUUAUUGUAGAAUAACUGCCCUUUUUAAUAUUUGUUUGUAUUGGGCAGGAAUGCACUUUUUCCGAGAAGCACUGUAUAUUAUGCCAUGUUGCGGGACUGGCAUUCAAGGUUUAUGGAAAAUGUGAGAGAAUAUGAUUUCACAGAAACCUUCAUGAGCUAAAUAAUUUUUUUCCCUUCUUGAAAGUAUCAUUAGUAGUUGUAUUACUAUAACUAGCUUUAGUAAAAGAAAAACAAAGACUGUUCAUUAAUGUGCAUGUGAAAGAGGGAACACAAAAAAUUAAUAUGUUGACUGAUAUGAAUGUGUUUCAACAUAGUUGCCUGGAUCUUUGGCAUCUGCUGUGUACAAGCUAAUGUGUUCUACAUGUGUAUGUCUUUCUUAUGACCACUGUGGUAAUUAGAGGUGUGUUUCUAUAUUCAAUGCAGGGAAAUAAAUAUUUUCUGUUACUAAGAAAACUACUCAUAAAAUAUAUUGUACUAACUGAAAUAUCUCGUAAAGACGAGUUGCCAGCACCAAUCCAAAUUAAAUGUCAGUCUUCCAAAGCAAAAUUGGUAAAUGUAGUGAUUAUUACUGUGUUCUUUUAUAAUGGUUUCAGUUGCACUUUGAAUGCUAUUCAAAAUUCGAUGCUUAGUGUACUACAGUUAACCAUCUCUUUUUUUCCCUUCCUUCUAUAGCAUGCAGGAUUAAUGAUGCUCUUUCCAUAACAUAGGAAACCUAAUGUCUACUAUUUUCAUAAGAGUUAGUGCUUUUGUGUAAGUUUUUAGAUGAGUGCAUGCAAGAACAAGUAUAAAUGAUUGGGGAACACCAUAGGGUCAGGAACACAAACAUGGAUUCCUGACCCUAUAGUGUUAAAAUCACCAUCUAGUCCUCCUGACCCUCUCAUGUCUCCCUAAAUAUAGUAAAAUCUUACUUGUAUUCAAGCCUGGAACUGAAGCUCUGCAUGCUGUUUGCCUCAGAACAGCAAGCUACCUGCUGACAUCAUCAGAAGAGGUGGCCUGAUCAAAUCACAAUGCUUCUCCAAAGGAUUGGCUGAGACUGACAAGGAGGCAGAUCAGGUCCAGAGCCAGCACAAGUCAAACACAGCCCUGGCCAAUCAGCAUCUCCUCAUAGAGAUACCCCUUGUACAACGCUACUGAAUCUGAUGGCGCUAUAUAAAUAAUAAAAUAAUAAUAAUAGAGAUUAAUUGAAUCAAUGAAUCUCUGAGGAAAGUUCAGUGUCUGCAUGCAGAGAGAGGAGAUACUGAAUGUUUGGAUGCAUUUUAGGCAGCCAUGACCCAGGAAGGAUCUCUAACAGCCAUCUGAGGAGUGGCCAGUGAAGUUAUCACUAGGCUGUAAUGUAAACACUGCAUUUUCUCUGAAAAGACCGUGCUUACAGCAAAAGGCCUGAAGGUAAUGAUUCUACUCACCAGAACAAAUCCAAUAAGCUGUAGUUGUUCUGGUGUCUGUAUUGUCCCUUUAGUAAGAGAAGAGCAAGUUUGUGAAAAUGUGCGGUUACACUUUCACUCAGUAAGGACACAUAAGACAGAGUUUGACAAAUUUACCUAGAAUACAUAUAAAAACAAAAAGCAGCUGUUGAAAAUUGUAAUUAACGCCUUCACUUCCAAAUAGCUUGUAGAAGAACCACACCACAAAUCAAUGUUUUGAAUAUCCUGGAAAGUAAUGUUUAAAUCAUUUCAAUAUGCAUAGAUUGUACAUUAUUUAAAGGGAUACUAUAGUCACCAGAACAGCUUAAUGUAGUUGUUCUGGGGGUGGGAAGGGGGCAAGCUACUUAAAUGGUGGGUUAAACACUAUAGGGUUAGGAAUACAUGUUUGUGUUCCUGACCCUAUAGUGUCCCUUUAACCCCUUAGGGACCAGGCUGUUUUUCAAUUUUCUUACUGUUAAGGACCUGGGCUCUUUUUACAUUUCUGCAGUGUUUGUUUUAGCUGUAAUUUUCCUCUUACUCAUUUACUCUACCCACACAUAUUAUAUACAGUUUUUCUCGCCAUUAAAUGGUCUUUCUAAGGAUGCUAUUAUUUUCAUCAUAUAAUUUACUAUAAAAAAAAUUAUAAAAUAAGAUGGGGGGAGGGCACUUUUUCAAUUUUUUUUUAUUUCUUACAUUUUUUAUUUUUGCAGUGCAUAGAAAUAAUACAAGCAGGCGUGAGGUGCCCCAAAAGCAGUCCUCAGGCUUUUCCUCGCUUAACAUGCAGGACAGAUGAAUAAUAAGCACAAUUUUAUAAUAUAAGCAGGCCUGGUCAGAAUGUCAGCAGUAGACAGUGUCAAAUAUGGAAGACAAUAAUAUAAACCAACAAUGCUAUGGAAUCUGCAGCAUACAUACUGACAUUUUGAUGAGACAGUGACAUGGAAACAUUGCAUAUUAGUAUUUCUAAACCAGGCUUAAACUUUCCGCUGUGUCACAAAGAGAUAGAAUUAAGUUACACGAAUAAGAAGGCAUGCAUGUGUAGGUUGAACUGAUUGGACUUGAAAUCUAUGUCAAGUGUACCUCCAUGGGCCCUGUGUGAGUAUGUGUAUCCGCACUUACUGGAGGCUCAGAUAGGGGUGAUGUAGAGUGCUGGUGUAUUUUACAGCUUAGGUGUUGUGGUGUGAGACUGGGUAGCGUUAAAUAUGUUUUGGUGAGAAACAGGCAAGAUAAACAUAUGUCUGAGCAGUAUAUCUGGUACUGGUGCUUAUGUGCUUGAGAUGAGAUAAAAUAAUGUCCAUUUACAUUGAUAUGUACAGCAUGUCAUGUUAUGUGGAAUCAGUGUUCAUGGGUGUCUGGGUAGCAUUCAUUUAUGAGCGUGGGGCGGAGGAUGACCGUCUGUUUGCUGAUUAGUCACCCCAUUCCUUCAGGAGGGAACCAUGCCUGCGGCAUCUGAGGUUCACAGAGGUUGGCAGUUGGCCAGGUGCGAACCGGUUGCGCCCUCCAGCUCCGGGCCGGUAGCUGGGCCGGCAUUCUGUAGCCACGGACCCGGGGAUUUCUGAAGACCGGGUGCUUCCCUGUCAGGACAGGUCUGGAGGCCUUGGUGAUGGUGUGGCGCCGCCGUCAACCGGCAGGUCUCCGCCUGCGUGGAUGAUGCGCCGGGGUUGUUCCCCUGAUGGCCCUCAGCCCAGAUGGGCAGUUGUGGAGAGUUGUGGACUGCUUUUCAGCGGCUGUGCCUGAGGGUAGCCUAGUCCCACUCCGGCCGAUGUUGCCUUGUCGACCCUCCGUGUUCCCGCUGUGCGUCGGGCCUCAAUCCGUGCCCAGAAGGCCUCGAACAGCUCAUUCAAGCGGGUGGUGAGGAGAUAGUUUGUGUUGGGGCUGUGUGUCGGAGGUCCGCAUCCGCCAUUUUUCUGGGCUGCCUGUAAGCAUGGUGCGUGGUUGGGGCUGAUGUCCAUGUUUCGGGCCCAUUGAGGCAUGCCACUCGAGACGAGUGGGGGGGCAGCCGGGUGCUGCGUGUGUUUGUGGGCCGGGAGAGCGGCCAUCUCUUCCUUGCCCUGCUUGGCGUAGGCCCCAGGCUUCAGCUCAGUCAUUCCGGCAGGUAUACUGGGCUUGUGAGGUAUCCCCCGGUUCACCAGAGUCUGCGGGGCAAGUUGUGGUGAGUGGGGGUUCAAUAUUAGUUGGUUUGCCCCGGGUUUCAGCCGGUAUUUAGGCCCAGGCCCAGGAGCUCAAGCUUGUGCGACUGUACAGCUUCACAGUCAGGCCACGCCCUCCACUUUUUCAAAUUUUGACCGCCAAAAUCUGUUACGGAUUUACAACUUCCAAAAAACACCCAUGCUAAAUAGUUUCUACAUUUUGUCCUGAGUUUAGAAAUGCCUAAUGUUAACAUGUUCUUAGCUUUUUUUUGAAAAGUUAUAGGGCUAUAAGCAUAAGUAGCACUUUGCUAUUUCCAAACCAUUUCCCCCUAAAAUUAACUUAAUUUACAUUGUAACACUGAUAUCUUUCAGGAAUCCCUGAAUAACCCUUCACAUGUAUAUAUUUUUUUAAAAGAAGACAACCUAAGGGGGGUAUUUUGACUCUUUUGAUGCAACCAUUUUACCAACAAUCUAUGCCAAAUGGAAAAAAAAAAUAAUUUUAAAAUUGGGUGAUUUUUAUUUUUUAUUAUUUUUUUUUGACACACAUAGCAAUUUAAGAAUACAUGUACGGAGAACUUUAAGGGUUACUACCAAAGAACACCCCAAUAUGUGUUCAGCAACAUCUCCUGAGUACAGUGACAUCCUCCAUGUAUAGGUGUGUCGGGUUAUAUGGUUGCUAAAAGACCUUAUUUGAAGGGUGCGCAUUCCAGUUUUCCAACUUGGUAUUUUCUUAGCUGGUCAUCAUGCACCCAUGUCCUAUUUGGGACUUUUUUUGAACCUGGCCAAUGUAAUUUACCCCCAUCAAACCAUAUAUUUUUUAAAAGUAGACACCCUAGGGUAUUUCAAAUUGUGGUUAUUUUCACACUUUCCAUGCAAUAAUUCUCCACCAGUCUUUGUCAAACUUUUGGGUAGUCGGUUUUUUUGUUAUUUUUCUCUCAUUGUACUGUAGGCAUGGAUUCUCAGUUCCUGUUAUGUGUUACUGACAAAGAAACCCCCAAUAUGUGUUCAGCAACAUCUCCCAAGUAAAACAGUGCCCCCAAUGUACAGGUUUUAUGGGUUUUUGCAAACUUACAGGGGUCAAAUGUAGUGCUUUCCCCUUUUCCAUGUUUGCACAUUGAAAUUUGCUAGAUUGGUUUGCUGGGCCUAUGUUGCCUUUGAGAACGUAUAGCAGCCCAGGAAUGAAAAUUCACCCCAUCAUGGCAUACCAUUUGGAAAAGUAGACAACCCACGGUAUUCAAAAUGGGGUAUGUCCAGUCUUUUGUAGUAGCCACUUAACAUAAACGCUUGCCAAAGUUAGCGUUCAUUUUUUAUUUAUUUUUUGCAUUUUUUUUAAACAAAAAAAAAACUGCAUUCUUGCUGGUGAUUUCAUCGUCGUGAUAAGUUUUACUGUUGUAAACACUCUUAUUUGUGUUCUGCAAAGUCUCCUGAGUAUAACAAUACCCCCAUAUACAGGUUUUAUGGUGUUUUGGAAGGUUACAGGGUCAAUAUAGGGCUUGCCCAAUUCAGUUUGCUGCGUCUAUGUUGCCUUUAGAGACUAUAUGGUAGCCCAGGAAUGUGAAAUAACCCCAUCAUGGCAUACCAUUUGUACAUAACCCAGGGUAUUCCAAAUGGGGGAUUUCCAGUCUUUUGUAGUAGUCGCAAACGCUAGCCAAAUUUAUCAUUUUAAUUUAUUUUUUUUUGUGUGUGUGUGUGUGUGUGUGUGUAUAUAUAUAUAUAUAAAGUAAUUCAGGCACUCACCCCUGGAGUAUUCCCAAUGUAACUGCCUUUGGUGCUUCCGACGUCCAAAAUGUAGAUAAAUCGAUAAAAUGGAGCACUCAAAAGGACUUCAACACGGUGUAUUUAUUGUGACGAAAAGUUUACAACAUAGUGCAAAUAAUCCUGAUCGACGUUUCGACCCCUAAGGGUCUUUUUCAAGAUCAACUAACUCGUGAAACAAGCAAAGUUUAAAUACAUAAAGAGAAUAUUGACUCACCAAUCUCGUGUGUGCGGCAGCUCAUUCAAACCCGGAAGUGUCACAAAGACCCACGUGGUUUCCCCGGCAUGCGUCUGGACGUGCAACGUGGUUGCUAGGUGAUGAAGUGUAUACAAUGUGAUAAACGUAGCUUCGGAAACCAAUGUGAUCGCAGUGUCUAUACGUUAUCAAAAUGUGGAAUUAAAUAACCAAGUGUCCAGUGGUCUAUAAGGUGACCACGGGGUGGAUUAAAAAUACUAAAUUAAAAUCAAAUGGAAGAUCUCUGGGUGUAUAAAUAGCGAUGUGAGACUCUGACGCAAUUGUGAGAAUGACACUGUUUAUAGAGUGCCGUGCAUAAAAAAAGAAGAAACCCAUCGCUAAAUUUAUUGAUUAUCUUAUUAAAACUUCUGUUAUGGAUCUUCCUACAUGUUUACAUGACACAAAUGACUUCUUGGACAGUAUUAAGGGACUAACAUCGGUUGAAGAACAAUUUCUAUUGGUUACAUUGGACGUGAAGAAUUUAUAUACCAUUAUACCACAUAUGGACGGUAUACAAUCAUUACGCCAAAUUCUCAGUAGUUCAUCUAAAUACUGUGGGCCACCUAUUGAGUUCCUUAUGGAUCUUUUACAGGUAGCCCUCACGUGCAAUUAUUUUAAGUUUGAAGAUCUUUUUUUAUCUUCAACUGAUGGGCACCUCUAUGGGUGCAGCUAUGGCUCCCUCAUAUGCCAACGCUUAUAUGUUUGUGUUUGAGACCCAAUAUAUCUUGGAGAAUCAUCGAGAAAAUAUACUUACAUACCAUCGUUUUGUGGAUGAUAUCUUUUUGAUUUGGACGGGAACCAGCAAUAGUCUGGAACAAAUGAUCAAUGAUUUGAACUCAUCUUCACUUCCAGUAAAAUUGACACUUACCUUUGACACUAAUGUAAUCCAAUUUUUGGAUGUUUCUAUUUAUAAAGAUAAAGGCAAGCUGGGGUAUACUCUCCAUCGGAAAGACACCGCAAGGAACACUUUACUUCAGUUUAGUAGCUGUCAUCCACAGAAGCCGAAAGAAUCGCUCCCUUUAUCUCAGUACAUGCGUGUACUGAGAUAUAACAGUGACCUGGUGAAUCAAGAGAAACAACUCCAGGAGAUGACGGAUAGAUUCCUCGUGAGGGGAUAUAAUUCGGAUGUGUUGCUUAAAGCUAAGGAAAAAUCUCUGGAACUUAUGACACGAGACUCCAAAGAUCCACUACAAAAAACUUUAAAACCGACUAGAAUGUAUCUACCUCUCACAUUCCACACAGGCACCUCACAAAUACAACGAGCUAUGAACAAAUACUGGGGCAUUUUGAGCUCAGAUAAAAAUUUACCAACUAUUUUUAAUCAAAAAACAACAAUUAGUCUCAAACGGAACAGAAAUUUAAGGGAUUUACUUGUUCAAAGUGAUCCUACUAUAUGUUACCAGAAAGCCUUAGGACACCGUAAGAAAGGGUGCUACAGAUGUAGUGGCUGUGUGACCUGCAGCCAUAUGAACACAGGUACCUCUUUUGCCCAUCCACACAGUGGCAUCAGGAUCCCCAUUUCUCAUUAUAUUACAUGUACGACAGAUCAUGUAGUAUAUUUAAUCGCUUGUCCCUGUGGCCUUUCAUAUGUGGGGAAAACAGAUCUGACUCUGCGGGAUCAGAUUCGAGGUCAUAGAUCCACUAUUACAACUGCAUUCAGAAAUCAGAUAAACCGGUCGCGAAACACUUUCUUCAAGCGACACACACACUCCCUACAUUGAGAUUUACAGCUAUUGACCAUGUUCCUCCCAGUCCUAGAGGAGGUGAUAGAUCUAAAUUGUUACUUCAACGAGAAACAUACUGGAUACAUUGUUUGGAUACAGUCACUCCUAAAGGACUGAAUGAAUACAUAUCAUUCUCUAUGUUCCUUUAAACAGUAUACAUUUCACUCUAGUAUGGUUUAAUGUACCAUUUUAAGUCUUUGUAUUCACACUAUGAGAUGUUGGUUUCUAGUUAGUGUCAAGCCUUCAUUGACUUAAGUAUAUGGUUGAUUAACCCCAAUUAUUUAAUAAUUCUGAUGUAAUAAUCUGCACUAUAUGUCAUAGACUGAUGAUGUGAGAUCUGUAUCGUUCACUGUUUGCACAUAUUUUUAAUCACGGUUCACGAUAUUUUUAUUCCAUUCACUUUUUAUGCACGGCACUCUAUAAACAGUGUCAUUCUGACACUUCGGCUCAGAGUCUCAUCGCUAUUUAUAUACCCAGAGAUCUUCCAUUUGAUUUUAAUUUAGUAUUUUUAAUCCACCCCGUGGUCACCUUAUAGACCACUGGACACUUAGUUAUUUAAUUCCACAUUUUGAUAACGUAUAGACACUGCGAUCACAUUGGUUUCCAAAGCUACGUUUAUCACAUUGUAUACACUCCAUCACCUAGCAACCACGUUGCACGUCCAGACGCAUGCCGGGGAAACCACGUACAUGCCAUAAACUACCAAACCACAUUUUCUCUCACAAUAUAUACAUUAUUAAGAACUAAGGGAAUGCAGACUUUUGAACAGGUGUCAGUUCAUUUUUUUUCUUUGUCAUGUUUUGUUUUAUGAUUGUGCCAUUCUGUUAUAACCUAGAGUUGAAUAUGAAUCUCAUAGGAAAUAAAAGAAAUGUAUUUUCUUUAAGAAUGGUACAUUUAUUACCAAUUCACCCAAGUGUAUGCAAACUUUUGUGCACAACUGUAUACAUGAUCUGCUCCCAGCUGAAAAUGCAGGUUUGAUGUAACAACUACAGCUUGAGUAGAGUCUCCUAGAAUUGCCUCUUAGUUUAAAUGAAUACUGCAACCACUUCAGCGCAUUGAAGUGGUUAUGGUGCAUGAAGUCCAGUCAGUGGUGGGUCAUGCAUCUCACCAUUUAGUAGAGAUUCUCUAUCCGUGGCAGCCCGAAGUCUGGCCUCUAGUGAAAAUAUGGUGAAGUUGGAGGUAUGCCGUACCAGGUGUAGCGGUCAAUGAUUGAUUGAGAGACAUGGGAGACAAGCUAAAGGCUGUUAAAGCAUUAUUGUAGCUGUACAACCCUAGUUGUGGUGGAACUACAUCUUUUCCCAUGCAUGUCUACAAUCUGCUAAAUGCAAUGCAUGACUUGAUACUUUAAUUUGAAAGAAAAAAAAUGAGAACCUGCACGAACUUCAAAUUUUCCAGUUUUGCUUUAGUCUGAAACCAUUUUGUAAAAAUAAGAUUUCAAUACCACUGCAGUCCAUUAUGAAGUAUCAAUUUCUCACAUUUAGUUAGAAACUUUGGUUACAGAUGCUUGCUUGAUCUCUUGUGCUUCUCUGCAAAACCUAUAAGGAAACAUAAAACUGCUUUGUAAUAUACGUAAUUAAAUAAACUGUUACGACUUAAUGUUAUAAUCUCACAGUUCCCUUUUUGAGAACCAGUAUAAUCCAUAUUAAAGUAAUGGCUAAAUUUGUCAGAGGUUGCUACUCAUCCAGCCUGUUUGGUGAUUGUUUCAAUGUUGAGAAAGUAUUAUGACAUUGGACAAGAACCAAUAAAUAUUGCCAAAUACAUAAAAAGCGGAAUACUUUGUAAAAGAACAUUAAGACCAUUUCCAAAAGGUCAGCUUGCUCUUGUUAUUCUUAACUUUAGAUCACUUCUCUUGUUAUACGAGGCCCUUAACAGUGUCUACAGCUUGUAUACGUAGCUUAAGGAAAAACAGUCAAGCAGUCACAUUUACUGUCUCUUCCUUGACAAGUAUUUAAUAGCGUUUGGUGAAGUACAGCUUAAUUCUGUAGUUUUGUCUGGCAUUUAGUCAUAUGUCGAUUUACAAGAAUUGUACUUUAUUGACUUGAGCUGCAUCAAGACACAGGACCAGGCUUCAGCUUGUCAGUCUCCAUAUUAACAAAGUUUUAAAAAUGUAUUUAAAAAUCUACAAUGUGAUAGUUAUAGGCUCUGCCAUCCAGUUACAUUCGGAGAUUCCUAGCAUCUUUUCCCAGUUUCCAUGCCUAUAUGCGUGCCAUUUUUAGGUAGAUUUUCUUAUAUUUGUAAAAAGUCAUAAGGGUGGUGGAAUGGCGGUAUUGGAUUUGAUAUGGGAGGUGGACUAGUUCUAGGAUGCCAAGGGUAGUGAGAGCAAUACUGUAAAGGAGCACAAGGAAGGAUGGUGAGAUGAGGUAUUUUUAGGUAAGGAAGCAGAGAAGAUACUUGCAGACGUAUUUAGACAUAUCACGCAGUUGAUGAAAUGGUGUAGAUGGAUUUGCGUACGCAAGAAUUUAUAUUGAAAAUGUUAUGUUGUUGAUUAGACACCUAAUGCAGGCUGAGCAUAUGCACAGUAGUAUUUAAAGGGAUACUAUAGUCACCAAAACAACUACAGCUUAAUGUAGUUCUUGUCAGGAUAGCAUAUCCCUGCUUUACAUUACAGUGUCUCCACCGUCUGCAUGAAGACACAGAACUUUCCUCAUAGAGAUGCACUGAUUCAGUGCAUCUUUGCGGAGCAGCUGAUUGGCCAGGGUGGUGUUUGGCUCUGCCCCUUGGCUUGCCUCUUUGGUUGAGAUCAUCAGAAUUUACUAUCUUUAGUAAUAUUUCUAAAACCCAGAGAUUGCAUAUAUUUCCCAUAACACUUAUUUUACUAUUUCUCAAGUAAAUUCUCACUCCAUGACCUAGUAAGAGCCAGCAGCCAGUAACCGUGGAUGAUAAAUCUCAUCACUCAGCUAGCUCAGAACAUACAUGUCCCUGUGCUGCACGGGUUGCAGAUUGAGAGCCACAAUACACAGAAUAUACAGCAUUGUUUUCUCAUAUUGUAUGUAAUGGCACACAGUUUAUUACUGGAUCAAAAAUCUGUUUUUGAGUUAAAAUAUAUGUAAUAAAUACACAGAAAUCCUUAAAUGUACUUAUUACUAUGAAUGCAUUAGAUGACAAAAAUAAUGGUAUAGAUAUUACCUUUGCACAUUAGAGCAGAAAAGCUGAAACAUCAUAAAAACUUUGAAUUAUCCAGCCUACUUAAUUGAAUAUGUCUAAAGGGCUUUUUGUUUGUUGUGUUUUCCUUUGUCUUGAUGUAACCAACCCACAUUACUUUUUUACACCCUGCAAAAGAAAAUGUUAUUGAUCUUUUUAUUCACAUCCACCUCCACAGACUUUGUGAAAAGCUUUUUGGUUCCUUGGGUUAACUUACUCAAACAGUGCUGGAACCAAUAGUGUAUUGUAGAGUCCAUUAUGUCUACAAUUAGUCAAUGUACAUGCCCACUUAAUCUCAGAGGAGGGCCACCAAGAUCAUCGUCAGUCUCUGCCCAAAUUUUUCUUUUUAACAAACUUGUUGGAUACUUUUGUUGAGACAUUCACAAUGCCUGCAGGAAUGGAUUUAGGAUGUACCUAUUUCAUAGGAGACCCAUACUUUUAAAGAGCAGUUGUAAUGGGGAAAGGAGAAGUAAAUCUUUUGUUCUGCGUUUAAUUGCCUCCUUUUAUUUAUUUAUUUAUUUAUAUAUAUAAUUUUUUUAUGACACCGACAUCUUGUGGGUCACUUAUAGAUAUAUAUAUAUGUGUGGGUUUUUUUUUUAUUUAUUUGUUUGAUGCAUCACUAUAAAUAUUUGUGUUGCAUCUUCUCAAUACAUAUAUGUAUUUUAUAUUUUUUUAAGAAUGUGGAAUAUAGGAAAAGGUCAGACUGCUAUGUUUAUGUUACGAUCCCCAGGAAUGAGUGUGGCAUGGCACCCAGAAGAAUCUUCGAAGGUAAGUGCUUUUAUAGUACCUUUUUUUUCAGAACUUCAGCAUGUUCCCUUUUAAAGAGUUCUGUGUACUUUCGAAUGACAAAGUAAUUAUUUUUAAACUCCGAUAUGAAUUCCUUUCCAAUAUACAAGGCAUAACAUUUUUUAAACACCGUUGUUGUUUUUUUCCAUCUGGGAGCAAGAUUUCCAACUUCAGUUAAUGUUUUUGAAAACUAGCUGAUAGAUUUUCUGUUUUUUCACCUGUUUUUUAGUUUGAGCAGGUUAUCUACUCACAAGGUAAUAUCAUGCUCAUUCAAGUAGUAACAUGCCAAUUCAUGUCAAAUUUGUUUUUAUUUAAACUUUUAAACUUUAAAAUUACAUUGAGGAAAAAUGCUUCCAUACAAGUCAGCAGCAUAUUUGGUAUCUGGUAGUUUAGGAUUAAUGACCCACCCAAAGGAAUAUCAAUGUUUUAAUUAUACAGAAUCAGCUGAUGAUUUACUCACUAAUUCUCUUUCAAGUCACCUGAAGCUUUCUGCCGUUUUUGACACAGUCAAUAACGUUGUCCGUUACAGCACCAUUCUUUCAUGAUUCUCCUCUUGCCUUCCACCAACACUCACUUAGCAUCUUCUUUUCUGGCACCACUUUCGCCAAACUAACGGUCUCAUUUGGUGUCCCUCCAAGACCGUUUUUUGUUUCCUCUUUAUACUGCCUUUCUUGGAAACCUCAUUAGCUCCUUUGGAUUUCAGAAUCAUCUAUACUCUGAUUUUAUCUAUCCUGGAACACAUCCCCGAUUGUCUCUCUUCAGUCUCUAAUUAAAUGACCCAUUUUCUACAGCUCAAUCUUUUCAAUACUCCUCUUUCCUUCUUUAAACACUCCACCUCCUUUUGCCUAGCUCCUUACAAGUCACUCAUUACCCUACCUCACCUGUAUACGCAUUGAAUAUAUUGACCUAUAUCUAAUGCAAGAUGCUAGUAAGGCACUUGUUUAUGAAGUUAUUAUUUCAUAACUUAAUAUUGAAAGCUACUUCUUAUCAGUCCUCCCAAUACCUGCAUUGUCUCACUGCAAUAGCUUAUGAAUGCUGCAACUAGACUUAUUUCUCACUCACCACUUCUUUCACCCCUCAUUUCUUUUCCAGUCCUUCUAUUGGCUUACUAUACCAUUCAUGAUCCAAUUACAAACACUGACAUCUUAUUGCAUUUCCUUUUUGAUUCUCAAAGUUUGCUUGUUAAACUCUGUCAGUGAUCUUUUCCUCUGCUCAUUGUCACAUUGCCACGUCUCAUUUACAUGAUUUCUUAGGGACUGCAUGAUUCCUAUGGAAUGCCCUACCAUAAUCCAGGGCUUGACAAAUUUGCUUUCAAUCUAGGAGACCGCUUAAAAAAAAUGUUAGGAGCCAGCUUUUUUAUUCCAACGACAAAAAUACAAUUUUUAAAGGAACACUAUAGUCACCAGAACUACUACAGCUUAAUGUAGUGGUUCUGAUGUCAAUAGCCUAUCCUGCAGGCUUUUCAAUGUAAACUCUACACAUUACUGCAUAGUAACCCCUCUAGUGGCAGUCUCUUAGGUGUCUCCUAGUUCAUUCAGCGUCUCCACACUCUGCAUGGAGGCAUUGAAAGUUUCCCACAGAGAUGCAUUGAUAUAAUGCAUCCCUAUGAGGAGAUGCUUGAUUGGAAAUUGAUUAUCUCCGCUAUGGGCCAGCUGAGACGAGACCGGCAAUGUGUCGGAAAAAAGGUGAGUAAAAACAUUCCCAUGGGAUCAGAGGGGGCUGGUAACCUAAGCAUACUCAUUCACUGAUAGAAACACACAUUCUCUCACACACAAAGUAUUUAUCAUUAUUUGAUAGACACACAAGCAAAUACACACAUAAAUGAAAAACAAACAUAUUAUUAGCCACCUUCCUGUUUCCUACCUUUUGGGCUCAGGAGGGUGACUUUCCUGGGGUCCAGUGGGACUGGGUUGCAGGUGACAUUGGAUCAGUGGGGCUGAUGGGAGCUGGCUGCCUCUGGAGCAGAUUCCCCAUCCUCCUGUCUCUGCAGCUCUCAUGUGCGCCAGGAGGAAGUGAAGGGAACUGUAAUGACUUCCGGUGAUGAGGCUGUGCAGGGGAGCGGACUGGGACAGACAAUCUCUGAGUAAUGGGGGCAGGCUGGAGGCUAGCUUGGUGGAAGGGGUGCGGACAGCAAGCAGAGCAGACUUUAGUUUAUCUCCUGCCAGCUUGUCAUUCACCUGUGCAGUCUCAACGAUGGGAGUAAAGAAAGAGAGAUCCCUUCACUUCCUCCUGUUACACCGGCGCACACAGAGCUGCACGGGCAUUGAGGAGGGAACAGUUUGACCAAUCUCAGGCACCAGGACAACAUUCUUAGGCCCCUGGGAUUUGUGGAGCCCUACCAUAUUCAUAUAAAAAACAUGUUAAUAUCUCUGCCCAAUACAUCCUUUAUCUCAAUUCCUCCCAAAUUGUAAGCUCAUUUGAAUAGUAGCUCUUCGACUAUUGAAUCUGUCAACAUCUGUGUCUAUCAGUUACUUGUUGUUAUAUAACCCUCCUAAAAUGUUGCCACUAUAAACAUGCCAGUAGUAAUGAGGGAGCUGGUCUCCCCAGUUAAUGCACAUAGAAAAUGCGUUAAAAAUGUCAAUAGCAAGCUGACUCAUCCCUGAUCGUGAAGAGGCUCAUCAGUCAGGAUAUUUUUAUUCUGUUUGGUGUUUGAUCCAGAGGUUUGAGAUAAGUAGACAACAUGCACACAAUGUAAACAUACGUUAUACAAAAUGUAUAUAAGUAAACAGGAAUUGAGAAUUAUGGUUUCCUGACUGACAGCUCAGGUGGGAGCUGUGUUUUAUUUAUCUAUCUUCCCUUUCCGGAGCAUUCCUUACAUGGUUCUCUAGCUGCAUACAUGCCUUUCUGACAUUAGCAGGGCCAGCACUGUGAGGUCAAGAUAAUUUUUGUAUUGUAUGCCCACGCUGUGCCUUAAAAAUCUGACAUGAUGCAAAAUGAAAAUGUAAAAAAAAACAAAAAACUCUUACCUAGCAUUAAGAAGAUCUUUCGCUGCAGCUCUGCGCUCAUUAGUGAUGAAUUCCCAGCUAAUUCAAUGUUCCUUGUAGAAAAGCAUUGGUAGGCAGGGCAUAUGCAUGGCAUUAGCAAGCACUCUAGGCAAAAGAGGAAGGGAACCAAACCGCCUUGCAGUACCAAUAUAACUGUUAAUUUUGUCUUGCAAUUGACACUGAUAUAAAAUAAGGCUGCAAUUAUACUUUGUAACUCCUUAUAUGGACACAUUUCAUAAACAUAAGAUCCCAAAAUAAUGUGUACAACAUAACAAAGUUUUGUUUUCCCCCCUUCCAGUUGAUGGUAGCCGAAAAAACAGGAACUAUACGUUUCUAUGAUUUGCUUACCCAUCAGGCCAUUCUGUCGCUUGAAUCUGUGCAAGUUCCUCUUAUGUCAGCUGACUGGUGUUUAAAAAACCCUUUCAGGGUAGGAGCAGUGGCAGGAAAUGACUGGAUCAUUUGGGAGAUGCCGCGUUCCAGGUACUUUAAUAUUCAGAUUCUUACUUGAGUUCUAAAAUUAUAUCUAUUUAUUAAUAUAUUUAUAGUAUGCUCUUCAAACUGAAGCGGUUUUGGGUUCACCAUGUUUGACUUUAUUUUAUUUUAUUGCAGCUAUCCUCAAAACAAUAAGCCUGUCCAUGCUGAUAGAGCAAGAUUAUUCAGGUAUACCAUUAUUAAAGUGUUUGUGUACAUCGCAAAAAAACAGAAAAAAAAACAUUAGAUUUACAUGAGUUGAUUUUUGUAUGUAAAAUGUAUUCACUGUCUAUUUAAUUUCUAUGUUUGAAAUAAAACUGUGUGUCAGCUUGGCAAACAGGUGAGAUUUGAAUAGCAGCUGGUUUAUAUAGUUUGUAUGCUUCGAUAUGAUGUAUUUGAGCAAAAACUUAUGUGAUUAGAAACCCUUGAAUGGUAAUUGCCAAUGAGGCUAGUAGCUGGGAAUUUUGAGAUACAGAAAAUAUCACUUCAUGGCAGUUCAUAUUAUAAAAAUGAAAAGAAUGAGCUCACUCCUUAUGUCAGAAGGUCACAAAGAUGAGAACUUAUCUAAGAGUGGUAUUGUUUCCUCUUCUCUUCCUCUUUCAGAAUUUGUUCUUCUUCUUUUCUUAAUUUCUGAUCUAUUUCCUUUUUAAAACAUAAGGGAAAAUAUUGACAACUUUGUUUUAUGUAUUUUUCCUACUCUUGAUAUAGGGUGGAGUGUAAUGAAAGCUCCACUUCCCUUCUCAAUGAACAAAGGUAGUAGAGCUUGCCUUAAGCUCUGGCCUUUGUCAAGUGUAGGAGAAAUACAUGAGAUAGCAUACUUCCUAAAAAGUAGAUCAUACACUUUACCAAAUCUGUGUACAAUUUGUGCCUGUAUACACAUAUAUAUAACAAGCCAUACGCUCAUAAACAUGCAUAACUAGCCACACAAAUAUAUAUAAUCCAAGACAGAUGUGUGUGUAUAUGUGUGUGUAUAUAUAUAUAUAUAUAUAUAUAUAUAUAUAUACAUAACCAUCAGCACUCACAGAGAUAGAUACAUAUUCAGCCACACUCGCAUACGUGCGUACCUAACUAGUGUGCAGCCUUAGAGCUGUACACUCUGAUGCACAGACUCGUUCCUGCUCUGUCAUGAUUUAUGUUUAAGAGACGGGAUCACCAGGAGGUAAUUUUAAAUCUGCCAUUCACAGCCUUCAGCAAUGCGUUUAUCUGAAAGAUGCUACAUCCAUGGUUACAUUAUUGUAAAUAUGUGUGCAGCUCUGCCCUGCUGAAGUGCAUUAAAGGGAUACUGCAGUGCCGGGAAAACAAAACUGUAUUUCUGGCACUACCGAUCUCUCUGCCUUCCUCGUGCCCCCUACUACCUGGUAAAUAAAGGAUUAAAACCUCUUUAGUUCCUUACCUGAUCCCAGUGCUGAUGUCCCUAGGUGCUGGGUCGAAGCUCUGCCCCCUCCUCUGUCCCGCGACGAGUGGGUCUAAUGCACAAAUGCCGCUCGUGCAUUAGACCUCCCCAUAGGAAAGCACUGAAUCAAUGCUUUCCUAUGGAGGAAAAUCUGACGCUGGAGGUCCUCAUGCAAGCGUGAGGACGUCCAGCAUCAGAUAACAGACCAAAAGUCUGUUACGAUUCCGGAAGUCCUCUAGUGGUUGUCUGGUAGACAGCCACUGAAGGCAGAUUUAGAGCUGCAAUGUAAACAUUGCAGUUCUCUGGAACUGCAAUGUUUUGCAUUGCUGCACUAAAUGUAAAAGGGGCACAGCACCCAGACCACUUCAAUUAGCUGAAGUGGUCUGGGUGCCUAUAGUGUACCUUAAACUGCUUUUUGCCAGUGUCUAACUGAAAAGCUGGAAAAGGACCAUGGAGCUUGUGGGGGUGCAUGCAAGCAAUAAAUAAAUGAACUCAUAAUGUACUCUCCCUAGAUACUUUGCCCACUUGGGACCCAAUCUGCCCAAUCCAACAAACAGUUCCUUGCACCAUAUGUACUGUUUGACGAUGGAUAUAUAAAUAAGAUUUCAAUUUAUAAAGGGAUUCCUUUCCUGUGAACAUGAUUGAGUGAGUGCUCAACUGUUUUCACAGUGCUUGUAGUUGAUGGGGUGUGGCAAAUAGUGGGUGCUUUUGCCACCCCAAGGCCCAGACCUACUCAGCUUGUGGGCAAGUAUAUCUCUGAUUAUUAUUCACGUAGGUGUAUACAUAUUUAAUGACUUUUUUUCCUAUAAUUUGUUUUCAGGUGGUCAAGGUGUAGUGAAAAUCUAUUUGCAACCACAGGCUAUCCAGGAAAGAAAAACACUCAGCUUCUUAUUCAUCAUUUAAAACAUCCACAGGUAAUGUUGUUUAAUAAUGUUUGAACCUUAUGUUAAUAUGUGAUGCAGCUCUUGGUUGAACCUUAUGUUAAUAUGCGAUCCAGCUCUUUGACUGGAUAUGGAGAAGGGUGUAUUUUAACACUGAUCAUUCUCUAAAUAAAUUACAUCAUAAUGGUCUGCAAUGUAAGUUAAAUUAACAUUUUAGGAAAAAGAACUUUAGCUUAAUGAAAUGGUUCUGGUGUAUGUAUCAUGCCCUUGCAGUCUCACUGCUCAAUUGUCUCCAGUUUUCAGAGUUAAAUCAAUUUGUUUAUAUAGCCCUAGCAACACUUUACUUUGUUGUGACAUAUACAGCCUACCAACUGUGACAGGUACCUUGUGCCCGGACUGAGCACACCCGUCCCAACAGCUUCUUCCCGCCAGCCAAACCACAGAUCUUCACGAAGACUUGGUCAGCUAGAACCUCCCUCAAGAACAGUAGACACACACAGGUUGAGGGUAGAACAGGAACUAACUUUAUUAGACACACUCAGGUAUUUGUAUAGAAGUAAACUCAUUAGUAAAUACACAAAGGUUUGGAACAGCAACCAAUCAAACUGGGCCUAAACAAACAGCCAAUCACACUAAACCUAUUAAGAACCAAUAGGACACAGCAUCACAGAACACCUACUUUGCAUACACAGGAAAACAUUAUGCAUUAUGUAAAGGGAUUAACACACAGUCAACAAUAGGUGACUCAGCUCCCUGUGUCACAAAGGGGAAAGUCCCAACCCCCACCCACAUGGUCACACAGUCUCUGGUUCGGCACCAUCUUGUUUCUCCAUGUCGUGGAUAGGUCUAAGUCUGUGCAGUCUAAAUGGCCGCUCCCCACCAGAGCCCACCCAAACAAAGGAGCCCUUGAUGCCCAAGUGACGGCGUACCAGCUUUCUGUCACACCUACAUGCUUCCUUUUUUAUUUUUAUUUUUUUAAUUGCACAUUGUGUAUAACUAAUAAUUUAUAGCCUACUGAACUUUCUGUGUAUGAUUAAAGCUCAAUUAACAAAGCAAGCGAUAAGAGCUUAUAAAGCAAACACUUCGGGUAUGGCACAGUAGACAAUGUCAUACAUCUCAAGGUGAAUUGUAAUUGGUACCUCUUAAUUAUCUACUGAUAUGUAUUCCAUUGCAGACAAACACUGUGCUAUAAGAUCUGAUAUAACAUUAAAGAGACACUAUAGUCACCAAAACAACUUUAGCUUAAAGAAGCAGUUUUGGUGUACAAAACAUGUCCCUGCAGUCUCAUUGUUCAUUUCUCUGCCAUUUAGGAGUUAAAUCACUUUGUUUAUGAACCCUAGUCACACCUACCUGCAUGUGACUUGCGCAACCUUCCUAAACACUUCCUGUAAAGAGUCAUCUAAAGUUUAUUCUUCCUUUAUUGCAAAUUCUGUUUAAUUUAGAGUUUCUUAUCCUCUGGUAUGUUAAUAGUGUGUUAGACCCUGCAAGAGCCUUCUGUAUGUGAUUAAAGUUCAAUUUACAGAGAAAGAGAUACAAUUGUUUACGGUAAAUUACAUCUGAUUGAAAGUGAAAUCCAUUUUCUUCAUGCAGGCUGUGUCAAUCAGAGCCAGGGGAGGUUUGACAAGGGCUGCAUAACCAAAAACAACGUGAUUUAACUUCUAAAUGGCAGUGAAACCUACAGAGCAUGAUCUAUACACUAAAACUGCUUCAUUAAGCUAAAGUUGUUUAGGGGACUAUAGUGUUCCUUUAAAUCAUUUUUUUCAUGUUAGCUGUGUGAGUCACAGCCAGGGGAGGUGGGGCUGGUGCUGCAUAACAAAAACAAAAGUGAUUAACCCCUUAAGGACAGAGCCAAAUGUACACGUUGUGAACAAAACAAAAUGUAAACAAAACCUGGCAUUUGCGCUACAUGUCUGUCCAACCGUAAUUCACCUAUUUCAUAGUAAAUGCACCCACCCUUAUUAUAUAUCAUUUUAUUCAGGGGAAACAGGGCUUUCAUUUAAUAUCAAAUAUUUAGCUGUGAAACAUAAUUUAAUAUGAAAAAAAUGGGAGAAAAUAAGAAUUUUCUUUAUUUAUUUUUUUUAGUUCUACAUGACAUUUUAACUGUCAAUGUCAUAAUACUGUUUGCUUUUACUGCAAUAAAAUACACAUAUUUGUAUUCAGCAAAGUCUCACGUGUAAAACUGUACCCCCGAUGUACAGGUUUUAUGGAGUUUUGGGAAGUUACAGGGUCAAAUAUAGCACGUUACAUUUGAAAUUGAAAUUCGCCAGAUAGGUUAUGUUGCGUUUGAGACUGUAUAGUAGCCCAGGAAUGAAAUUUACACCCAUAAUGGCAUACCAUUUGCAAUAGUAGACAACCCAAGGUAUUGCAAAUGGGGUAUGUCCAGUCUUUUUUAGUAGCCAUUUGGUCACAAACACUGGCCAAAGUUAGCACUAGUAUUUGUUUGUGUGUGAAAAAUGCAAAAAACGCCAAUUUUGGCCAGUGUUUGUGACUAAGUGGCUACUAAAAAAGACUGGGACAUACCCCGUUUGCAAUACCCUGGGUUGUCUUCUUUUGCAAAUGGUAUGCCAUCAUGGGGGUAAUUUUCAUUCUUGGGCUACCAUAGGGGCCUCAAAGGCAACCUAACCAAUCUGGUGAAUUUUAAUGUGAAAAAAAUGAAACACAAGCCUUAUAUUUGACGCUGUAACUUUUGAAAACACCAUAAAACCUGUACAUGAGGGGUACUGUUGUACUCUGGAGACGUCGCUGAACACAAAUAUUUGUGUUUCAAAACAGUAAAAAGUAUCACAGCAAUAAUAUCGUCUGUGUACGUGCUGUUUGUGCGUGAAAAAUGCAAAAAAAGUCACUUUUACUGGCGAUAUCAUCGUUGUAAUACAUUUUACUGUUUUGAAAAACUAAUAUUUGUGUUCAGCAAAGUCUCCCGAGUAGAACAGUACCCAUAUGUACAGGUUUUAUGGUGUCUUGGAAAGUUAUAGGGUUAAAUAUAGUGCUAGCAAAUUAAAUUCCCUUUACUUUCGGCAUGGGUUGUCAGGCAGGUCCCGCUAAUUGUAAUUAAUUUAGAUACCUAAUUAUGUAAAAAUAUUACAUAAAUAUAUUUUUAUUUAUGUAUAGGUGUGUGUAUAUAUAUAGUGAUAUAUAUGUAUAUAGAUAUAUAUAUUAUUUCGUUCUACGUGUAUUUUGAUAUAAAUAUAUAUUAAUAUCACAAUACAGUUAGAACAAAAUAACAUACAUCUAUAUAUUUUUUAAUUAUUUAUUUGUAAUUUUUUUUAACGUAUUUACAUUGUUUUUUAUAUUAUAUAUAAAUAUAUAUAAAAAUAAUUUUAUAUAUAUAUAUAUAUAUAUUUAAUCAGUAUCAGUCUACAUGUAAUUUGAUAUUGAUAUAUUAAUAGUAAAAUACACCUAGACAGUGUGUGUGUGUGUGUAUGUGUAUAUAUAUAUAUAUAUAAUUUUUUAUUUUACACUUUAUUAACUUUAAUUUUAUUUUAAUUCAGCCAGCAGGGGGACUACCUGCUGGCAAUGCAGCAGCCAGCUAACCCGGCCAUGUGCAUAUAGACCAGUGAUGGUGAACCUAUGACAUGCGUGCCACAGCUUGCAUGCCGAGCCCUCUCUCUGGGCACGCGGCCAUAGGUUAUCGGUAGGGUGCCUUGGGCAGCACUGCCUUGUUAGCUUCGUGUCCUCGGGGCCCAAGAGCUGGCCGGCUGGGUGUCUGUGAAUGUCAGUGUAUAUAUGUGAGUGUAUGUGUAUCUGUGAGUGUCAGUGUGUAUAAAUGCCGCGUUGGCACUUUGAGGGGAAAAAGUUGGUUUGUAUUCUGGUUUGGGCACUCUGACUCCAAAAUGUUCAACAUCACUGAUAUACACCAUCUGUAAACUUUAUAUUGGAAACAUAUAUGGAAUAACUCUAGGGGUUGCACUGUAUUGUUGUGAAAGCCCUGCCUUUAAAACGAAAGCAUGUAUAAAUAGAAAAUAUUUUGUAUUUAGUUCAUAAAGUCAACAUGUUUCUAACUGUACUUGUUACAAAUCUUUGUCAUGAUAUGUGUGUUUAGGACUUGCUGAUGGACUGGAGAGAACAUUGUGUGCCAAACAUUUAAUUCAGAUAGAGCAGAACAGAUUAUAGAAUUGCAUAUGGUGACAAUUUUAGUUCUCUAUAGCGAAUAGAUUGUGUGUGUAUGUGUGUGUUUUGGGGUUGGUUUCUGUUUUAUGGGAGGGGGUGGGGUUUUUAAAAUUUCAAUAUCAUAUAUCCAUUCAAAAUAUUAAGUUGUUCUGAUUAAAACUUAUGUAACUAAAGUAACUCUAUAUUUUUCUUGGAAUGCACACUUGUGCGUCGAUUGAUUUAGUUAGAAGUCUAGACCAAAUUUGGCACAAGUUAUGAAACUAUUGCAACACCAAUCAGUGCCUCACUACUGGGGUGACUUAUCAGAAUGUCGUGUCUGAGUAAUGGUGCAAACUUCUAGAAGAUGAGCAAUCACCAUGGUAACCAGUAGAACAAGCAGACACGUUCCAGUGAUGAUUACUCCACUUUUAGGACUUUGCACCACUUUUUAGAAUAAUAUAUUUUGAUAAAUCUGACUAAAAUCAAUCAAAUCAAUUUUGAAAAAUUAUGGAAUCUGAUGGCGCUAUAUAAUAAUAAUAGAAAUAAUAAAUCUUCCUCUGUUUUGUAAUCAUUUUUCCCUACAUUUUUUCACCUACUCAUUGCAUUAAAGCAGUGAUUUCUGAAAACGGGGUGUUUGCUGAUAUAGAAAAGGCCUUACAGAACCUUGCAAGACUAUAGCGAUAUUCCAUAUGAAAGAGACACUCUAAGCACCAUAACUGCCACAGCUCACUUUAGAGGUUAUUGUGACAGUCCCAAUGCUGUCUCUCCUUUUUGUGUGAUUUCACUAUCAAAUACAAAAACAAAUGAUGUGUACUAUGGUCGUUGCUGCCGCCCAGGAGUGAUGGGAGUUUGAGCGCAGGACUUGUUUUUUUGUAUCACACAGCCAUGUUACAAUGCUGCCACCCAUCCCAUGUGUUCCUUACUAGGGGUUAAUAAGCAUGUAGGGGUGUAUAUAAAAAAAAAAAAAUAAAAAAAUUCCCCUUUCUGUCUCAUUGGAGAGAUCUUUGCCAGUAGCUCUAGGAAGCAAGGUGAAAGGUGUCCUACCCAUUGACGUGGCAGGUGAGCUAAAAUCUCUCAUGGUCAUUGGAGGAACUAAAUAACCUCCAUUUGUUUAAAUAUGCAUAGGGAUUUGGGAAGAGCGCAUGUAACUUUUUUCUUUGGUUUUUACUCUCAGCCAAUGAGUGCUGUCCAACUUUGGACAAAAUUAACAUUGCUGGUUGUGUGUGGCGCAGGGAGACUUUGGUUCCCAUUCUCCCCAGUGUGUGUAACAAUACAGUGCUCUGCCCACAUCUAAAGCUUCUUUACGGCUUCUAGUAUUGUACAGUAGAUAGUGUCAGCUAAACACUCUUGCCAAUCAGCAAUGUCCUUGCCUGUCAGCACUCCGUGGUUCCAGUCAAUCUCCGUUUAGAAGUCAGAUGAAUAAGGAUCAGCACUGGAGGCAGCCUUUGGGGCCAAAACGUUCUUGAACAGUUUAACUCCUUGAUGUAAGAUAGCAACUGGGUGCUUCCUGGUACCAUAACAACUUAAUUUACAUGAGGUUAUUACGGUGAUCAGAGUUUUCCUUUAAAUAUAAGCCAACUUUAUUUGACUGGUUUCUUCUCUCACUAAUACAGCAGUCACCAUGCAGCCUGUCUCAGAAAUAGUUACAAAACAAAGAGUCAAACCAAUAGAUACAAUCAAAACUCUGUUGACAAUUAUGUGGUACUCUAAGCACACUAUUUUUACACUGUUUCAAAAAGCAGGAAAGUGUAUCUACCUUCUUAUGUUCUCAGAUUACUAACAGGGCUCGACAACUCCCAGUUCCCCAUGGCGUAUAGAAAUUUAGUCCUGGUGUCUAGGAUUUGUGAGCCUGUUCCCUCCAAGGCAGGCAGCCGGCUGCGCUUUCUGUAGGCAGAUGGUGAGGGAGUUGUGAUCUCCAUGCUUUGCUCUUUCACACGCCCCUUAGUGAUGCUGGAGCCGGAAUAUGUCACUCCAACCCUGGCAGUGCGCGAGGGAGUAGACCAAGAGGAUCACAGCUCCCUCGUUGCCUACCUACAGAAUGUGCUGCUGGUCGCCCGCUUCGGAGGGAACGGGCUUACACAUUCUUGUAAGUUUAAAAAACCGAGCUCCUAACUUUUGUAGCUGGCUUCUAGAUUCAAAGCAAAUUUGUAAAGCCAUGUCUUAUAAUUACAUGUGAGUGGGGUCUUUUAUAUUUCUUCUUUUAUUGCCCUUUCUGCAAGGUUGAUAUUUACCCCUUCCGGGAUAAUUUUUCUAAAACGUUUGCAAGAUAAGGUAUAUAUCUAAACAAAUGGGGGGUAUAAAUUAAACCAAACAAAUACGUAAAAAAGUACAUAAUUAAAUUCUGUGACAUCUCUAAAUAUUCGUCAAUACACAGAAUUGCUGUGUAAUUUUUAAUGAAAUGUGUGGAAUGUGUUAAUGUGUCUGAAGUUCUCUUAUUGUGUUUUAAAUUCCAGCCUAUUCUUAUCGGCUCUGUACCUGUGGGAUCUGGACUCAGCUGGCACAGAUCACUUCCUCUCUGCGUUGUGGGUGGUAAUCACAAACUUUAUUUCUGGUUUACAGAAAUGUAAAUAUUUGUGUUGCAUUUUUAUAAAAUAAAGAUUAUUAUGGAAA
Molecule: messenger RNA, 45452 nt
Organism: Pelobates cultripes (western spadefoot toad)
Lineage: Eukaryota; Metazoa; Chordata; Amphibia; Anura; Pelobatidae
Source: the annotation of a GenBank genome assembly